GGUACUGCGUGGAUAAGGGGGAAAAAGUUGCACGUUGAGGAUAAAGUUUUGUUUUGAGUUUCUCCUUCUAAUUGGCGUCAUCAAACUGUCAACGACUGGGAUUUUGUUUCCGUUAGUUUUACUUUAUACAAUAAACAAUUCUGUACAUUUGUGAAACGUCAAAUGUUGAACAUGUCGACGAACAACUUGUCGUAUAACGACCAAGGAGGAUCGGAUUCAGCGGUGGAGGUUGGUCAGGAGACUACCCCGACCACCAAUGCUGGAGCUGGAUUUGGCCUGUUCAGUACCAACUUUAAAAAGUAGGUCAGUUAGCUAGCUAGGAAGCAUUUUAGUAACCUGCUUGUGUGUAAGCUGUGUUUGCAACUUAAUUUGCUAGCUAACAUGGCUGCUGGUGGUAAUUAGUUAGCGAGAUAUACAGCCGCAGUGUCAACCCAGCCACAUCUCUAUGGUAGCUUCACGGUUGAAAACGCUUUUGUUGACAGCCAGCAAUGUUUGAUUUAUCGAAGAUGCCGUUUGCUUGGAAUACAUGUUGACAUAAACAAAACAGCAAAAAGAUGACGAAGAUACACCACCAGACAUUUUCUCUAACAUACACAGAUUUUACAUUCCACAUUAAUGGUGUUCCACCACGUGGUUUUAUGUUUGUAUCGUUGUGCGGGGUCAAAUUAUUCUAAAUGAAAAGUUACACGAAGAUAAUGCUAGCUGUACUAUGCACAUAGGCUAUCCUCAGUUGGAGCCGGUCUGGCUACUCAAGUCAAUUGAUGUGGUCCUCCAAGUCCCUCGGUACAAGCCAGGUAAAAAAAAAGAUCCCAUCUUCUUUCCCUCUCACUGUCAUAAACUCAAGUGAUUUACAAUAAGUCCCCAACAGUAGCAUAUAAUUGAAAUAUUGGUAAAAAUCUUUGUAAACAACCCAUUUAUAUAAAUGGAAAAAGUGAGAUGAGAAGGAACUGACUACUUGUCAAAUGUGCUCAGAUGUCAGCAAUCAGCAUCACGUAAUCCCACAGGGGGUAUGAAAAAAAAAAAAAAAAAAAGUAUAAUAAUAAUGUGACUAACUGUAAGUCGCUCUGGAGAAGAGCGUCUGCUAAAUUACGUAAAUGUGAUGAUACCACUAGAGGGCAGUCCAUCAUUUAGUCAUUUAGCAGACGCUCUUAUCCAUAGUGACUUCCAAUUAGUGAGUGCAUACAUUUUUCAUACUGGCCCCCGUGGCCAUCCUCCUCCUGUUGUCAUGUGGCUUUACUGUAAAUCCAGGCCUGUAUUCACAUAGGAUCUCAGAGAAGGUGUUCUGACCUAGGAUCAGGUCCAUAUAGCCUAAUCUUAUUCAUUAUGAUCUUGAAUACGUGCCCAGUAGUUCACUUACUCAGCUGUAUGAUUGGGUUUACUGUAAAUCAGUAUUUCCCAAACCGUGGCCUUGGAGUUAUAAUUUCACUAUCAGUAGGUUAGUCUUUCCCCAGCUGGCUCCAGACAAGGCCUCAAGUCACUGUCUUCUCUGAAGGCCAUUUUCUCCCGAAAAAAGUCUCCCAAACAGUCAGCCAUUAUCAUAUGAAAGUUAUUUCAACCUGAUUAUCAUGGAAGCUUUGAAUUAUCCACUUACUGUUAGUUUGUCUGUCUUUCUCUGCACUUGGGCCUAUUUCACAUGUAGACUAUUCAUUCUUGCAGUUUUAAGAGGUAGCCUACCCGUAUAAAGGUUUCAUUGAAAAUGUUGCAUUGUGCUCAUGUCAUCAUUAUACAAUGGAAUGUCUACCGGUAUGUCUGUUCUCUGUUGUUCUAUGUUCUUCAGUGUUCCAUGUAGCCUAGUGCUGCUCUUCAUUGCAGCGGGCAGUAGAACAGUUUCAACCAUCUCUGUCUCUGUCAAGAAGUGACAUGCUUCAGCCUAAUGUUUAAUGUGGUUUGGCCCUAAGUGAUCUCUAAGUCCUCUCACAUGAUCAGAUGAUUGGUCUGUUCAGCAGCGGGUCAGGGCCAGUAGGCCAGGUCUUUUGGUCUGGUAAUGGAGACUAGAUGACUCUUGGUUGGGCUGCUGGAGCCUGCAGGGCUGGGGCGUUGGGAAUGCCUGGAUGUGAAUGAUUACACUGUCCACCCACAAACUAUCACACACAAUGCCUAGGCUUUACUAUGAGAUCUAGUAGGGAGUCUGUCCUAAGGGAUUAUCAGUAUCACAUAGUAACUUAAUCUAGGUUUAUGUCAGGCAUUCAUACAUUUACUCACUCUAUAUUCACCAUUAGCCUAAUUCCCUUUACAUGAUGUUUUUCUGUACUCCCAAACUCAAGUCAGUGACUGAUAGCGUUGUUCUAUGAAAUCAACCCAGUAGCCCCACAUCUCUUGUAGAUCUGAAUUGAAUGGAUGUGUGUAAGCAUAGGGUAGGUGGAGGUUUUAUCAUAUUUUUAUGGCUUUUUUGAAUGAAGCUAUAUUCAUUGUUACUUUACUUGCCUUGGACGUAUAUGCAUUUCAUGUCCGUAAGCUUAAUCCUCUCUUGCACUUUAUUGCUCAUAAAGAUAUUGAUUUGAAUAAUGUCAUGUGACACAGUCAGGGUCAAAGCCACGUUCCUGUAGAUGAUCCUAUAUUGGCUGGGCUCUUGUUACCUCACGGUCCACUACUGCUCUGGCCAAGACAGAAGCACAGCACAGCAACAUGUGACUGGCUGGUUGUCCCCAAGUGAUCAGCUGCUUCCUAAAAAGCCAUAUUAUUUCAUUGUGGUUCAGUUUCCCAUGUUUUUAUAGGGAUUUGAUGAGGACCUGGCUUAGCCUAUGUGAAUUAGGCCUCCAUGUGAAGUCGGAUGAUGUAUUAGGCUAUAUGAACUGAGCCAUGUCCGACAACAUUAUCAUCCUGGUUAUAAACACUAGAGGACAUGGAAGACAGUAGUAGGCUAAAUAGCGGCAGCUGAUAAGACGGCUGAUUGGAGAGUUUAUAGUGUUUUAUCCUACUGGUCGUUAUGUGAAUGAUUGACCAGAGACUCUUCCGGGCUUGUUGGUUGUAAACUUGCUUGCCAGUCUUAAAAACCUGGAAAAUGAGACUAGGCUGGUUGAAACAUGAAGAGAGACAUGUAGAGUUGUUGGGUGUUGUACUAACUCUGUGUGGUUCUUCUGGUGGUGUGUGAUGCUUGGAGGGCUGGCAUCGCCCUUAUCUAGCCCAGACCUGGAAGCAGUUCCCUUGGAGGGCACUGGGCAGGCGUGAAGCAAUGUGCUGUGGAUGGUGGUGGUGAAAGCUGCUCACUGUUUACCCUGAGGCUGAUAAGGCCCUCCCGUUUCACAUGGAGGAAGUGGCCACAGGCACAGUCACAGGCAGAGAGAACCAAACUACCACCCAGCUACACACAGACGCAGAGAACUACAGUACGGUCAGAGGAGAAGAGGUAGAAGGGAAGAGAAGGAGAAAGUAGCCCCUGUCCGAGAGCUACAGAUCCAUCAGGCAGGAAACUUCAACCCGUCUCUGGAUUGGAUUUACAGCAAUGAGGAGUCAUAGCCUACUAGUAGCCAUUUAAAGAGGGCAACUUCAUCUUCCCACUCCCUUUAUCAUCUUAGAGCUGAGGAGGUGGCGGUCUCUUAAUUGCUUAGUAGCCUGAUACACGAGAUUAAAGAGAAGGUGCUCUCAGUCACAGCUUCAGCUUACAGAGAGGGAGAGAGCAUACCAGAGAGGGCAUGAGUAGUGUCUGUCUGUGUGUGUGUGUGUAGCAGAACCACUAAUGCUAGAUCAUUAGCCGGCAGAAUGGUUAUCCUUUGACCACUACUGUUGGUCGCUGCCUGAAGUGCAAAAGCAGGAGGAGGGAAUUAGCCACAGUGAACGCCUCAGCCAGCUGACAGUCAGGAAACGUGUGUCUGGACUCGCGGGACUGAAGUAAAUCAGUAGAAAGAGGAUAACUGGAUGACCAGGGGGAGCUCUGUCUGUGCCAGGGCGAAGGCUGGAGCUUUAGCCAGCGGAAAGGGCAUCCUGUGACUCCUCUUAUCAGCUGAGAGAGGUGGAGAAAGAAGAGCGAGGAGGACGGACAGAGAGGAGAGCAACAGAUGAAGCUGUAGCAGUAUGAACGGUCACCGGGAUUCUGAGGCGGCGGGGACUGUGAGGACAGCUCUGGUGUCUGCUGAGAACCUCCAGCUCACCUUAAAAACUGAACUCUGCCAGGAGGAGCAGCACCCUCACACACACGCCAACGGAGGCCCUGAAGAGACACACACUAAAGGGUACUCUACAGAAGUGUGUGUCUUGGCACAUGCUUGUGUAUCUCAUCACGUGCUUGUGUUGUGUGUGUGUGUCUCUUCAAGUUUACGAAAUGGCCUAGUUUCCCCAUCUCUCUAGCUCAGUGUUUCCCAAACUCGGUCCUGGGGCCCCCCCGGGUGCACAUUUUGUUUUUUGCCUUAGCACCACACAGCUGAUUCAAAUAACCACUCAUCAUCAAGCUUUGAUUAUUUGAAUCCGCUGUAUAGUGCUAGGGCAAAAACUAAAACGUGCAUCCGGGGGGGCACCAAGACCGAGUUUUGGAAACCCUGCUCUAGCUGAUUUAUUGUUUGUUGAUUGUGACAUUAUCGUGAGUCACUCACGAGUCACAGCGUGACUUUAUUUUAUCUGUGCCUGGCAACAACUCCCAAUAUGGUUAAAUUGUGUUGUGUUUUUCAUUCUCUCUCUACCCAUCCCUCGUCAUGUUGUUGUUCAAUGUGAAACAACAACAACCCAACAGUCCAUUCUGAUGCUAACAGUUUUUUUUCUUCUGUCUGACCGUACCUCUCUCAUUGAGUGGCCAGAACCCUUUCUCUGUCUCUCUCUCUACAAUCAAUGACCUGCUGUGUGGCUUCACAUUCUUCUGUGGAAGAGCGAGGGUUGUGUAGGUCUGGCUGGGUUAACAUCGUGAGAUUCUGCUUUGCUCUCUGGUUGAAGGUGUUUCCAUAGCAAAGCUAUGAUACUUUAAAUGUAUCCAGUUGAGGAUGAUGGCACGGUAAAGGGAUUAAUUGUUGAAGCUGUUGUUGAUAUAGUUUGAGCAUAGUAGACCAUAUAGAAGACUAUCCAAAUAAAAUGGUUCAGCUGGGGCCCUAUAUUGUUCUUGCAGUCAUUUGACAUUGAUGGGACUAGAAUGGUUCUCCUACCUGUAUGUGGAAGCCACUCUUGAAAAUGUAUAUUAUUGCGGAGAGGUUCGCCGCAUGACUACCAAUUUAUAGCAGGAGCUAAGUUAAUUCAGGACAUAAUGCUCUCCAUAGAUCAGUAUUAGUCUUGGUCUUGGCAGACCUUUGGCCUGUCUCCCACCAAGGGCACGGCUAGAUAUCGAUCAAGUCAGGCUGCAUACCUUUUUGUGAGAGAGGAUUAUAAUUUUCUCAAAUAACUCUGUUAUAAGUGUACCACCGUUUUCCAGUCCCAAUUCAAUGACAUUCUUCAACUCAUAAGCCUAAUGAAUUUUACACCAGUGGAAGUGUAGAAUACUUGGCUACACCGGUGGAAGUUGUCUGGUGUAAAGAAGGGCAUCCGCUAUGCAAAAAAGCAGUGUGGUAAUAUUAAAUAGCCUAUAGCAUACUGUACAUGUUCUAAUCUCUUUCUCCUCUCCACCAGGAAUGAUGACCUUAAAGAGAUGCUGGAGAGCAAUAAGGACUCACUCAAACUGGAGGCCAUGAAGAGGAUCAUUGCGGUGAGCACCACCUACACAAGCACAUUCCAGGCCUGAUAAGUGCACUUCAGCUAACUGCACUGCAAUCUCAGUUCAAGUGUACUUCAGUGUUCCAGUCUUAAGUAAAUUUGGCCGACUGUACAUUAUUGUAAAUUCCUCCUUUGAAGAAAUGAUGGACAAUUUCUCAAAAUGCAAUUUACAAUGCAGUACAUUGCAGUAGUAUACAGUAGUAUAUACAUUCGGAAAGUAUUCAGACCCCUUGACUUUUUUCACAUUUUGUUACGUUACAGCCUUAUUCUAAAAUGGAUUACAUAGUUCUUUCCCCCAUCAAUCUACACACAAUACCCCAUAAUGACAAAGCAAAAACCAGUUGUAAUUGCUAAUCUAUAAAAAAAACAAUUACGGCAAUAUCACAUUUACAUAAGUAUUCAGAUCCUUUACUCAGUACUUUGUUGAAGCACCUUUGGCAGCGAUUACAGCCUCAAGUCUUCUUGGGUAUGACGCUACAAGCUUGGCACAUCUGUAUUUGGGGAGUUUCUCCCAUUCUUCUCUGCAGAUCCUCUCAAGCUCUGUCAGGUUGGAUGGGGAGCGUCGCUGCACAGCUAUUUUCAGGUCUCUCCAGAGAUGUUCGAUCGGGUUAAAGUCCGGGCUCUGGCUGGCCACUCAAGGACAUUCAGAGACUUGUUCCGAAGCAAUUCCUGCGUUGUCUUGGCUGUGUGCUUAGGGUCGUUGUCCUGUUGGAAGGUGAACCUUCGCCCCAGUCUGAGGUCCUGAGCGCUCUGGAGCAGGUUAUGAAGCAGGAUCUCUCUGUACUUUGCUCUGUUCAUCCCCACAGCAUGAUGCUGCCACAGCCAUGCUUCACCGUAGGGAUGGUGCCAGGUUUCCUCCAGACAUGACGCUUAGCAUUCAGGCCAAAGAGUUCAGUCAGAGUCCUUUAGGUGCCUUUUGGCAAACUUCAAGCGGGCUGUCAUGUGCCUUUUACUGAGGAGUGGCUUCCGUCUGGCCGCUCUACCAUAGCUGCAGAGAUGGUUGUCCUUCUGGAAGGUUCUCCCAUCUCCACUCCUGUCAGAGUGACCAUCGGGUUCUUGGUCACCUCCCUGACCAAGGCCCUUCUCCCCCGAUUGCUCAGUUUGGCCGGGCGGCCAGCUCUAGGAAGAGUCUUGGUGGUUCCAAACUUCUUCCAUUUAAGAAUGAUGGAGGCCACUGUAUUCUUGAGGACCUUCAAUGCUGCAGACAUUUUUAGUACCCUUCCCCAGAUCUGUGCCUCGAUACAAUCCUGUCUCGGAGCUCUACGGACAAUUCCUUCGACGUCAUGGCUUGGUUUUUGCUCUGACAGGCACUGUCAACUGUGAGAUCUUAUAUAGACAGGUGUGUGCCUUUCCAGAUCAUGUCCAAUCAAUUGAAGUUACCACAGGUGGACUCCAAUCAAGUUGUAGAAACAUCUCAAGGAUGAUCAAUGGAAACAGGAUGUACCUGAGCUGAAUUUCGAGUCUCAUAGCAAAGAGUCUGAAAACUUAUGUAAAUAAGGUACACUACCGUUCAAAAGUUUGGGGUCACUUAAAAAUGUCCUUGUUUUCGAAAGAAAAGCAAUUUUUUUGUCCAUCUUUAAAAUAACAUCAAAUUUAUCAGAGAUACAGUGUAGACAUUGUUAAUGUUGUAAAUGGCUAUUAUAGCUGGAAACGGCUGAUUUUUUUAAAAUGGAAUAUCUACAUAGGCAUACAGAGGCCCAUUAUCAGCAACCAUCAGUCCUGUGUUCCAUUGGCACGUUGUGUUUGCUAAUCCAAGUUUAUCAUUUUAAAAGGCUAAUUGAUCAUUAGAAAACCCUUUUGCAAUUAUGUUAGCACAGCUGAAAACUGUUGUGAUGAUUAAAAGGCAAUAAAGCUGGCCUUCUUGAGACUAGUUGAGUAUCUGGAGCAUCAGCAAUUGUGGGUUCGAUUACAGGCUCCAAAUGGCCAGAAACCAAUAACUUUCUUCUGAAACUCGUCAGUCUAUUCUUGUUCUGAGAAAUGAAGGCUAUUCCAUGUGAGAAAUUGCCAAGAAACUGAAGAUCUCGUACAACGCUGUGUACUAUUCCCUUCACAGAACAGCACAAACUGGCUAUAACCAGAAUAGAAAGAGGAGUGGGAGGCCCCGGUGCACAACUGAGCAAGAGGACAAAUACCAUAGUGUCUAGUUUGAGAAACAGAAGUCUCACAGGUCCUCAACUGGCAGCUUCAUUAAAUAGUACCCGCAAAACACCAGUCUCAAUGUCAACAGUGAAGAGGUGACUCCGGGAUGCUGACCUUCAAGGCAGAGUUGCAAAGAAAAAGCCAUAUCUCAGACUGGCCAAUAAAAAUAAAAGAUUAAGAUGGGCAAAAGAACACAGACACUGGACAGAGGAAGAUUGGAAAAAAGUGUUAUGACAGACAAAUCGAAGUUUGAGGUGUUCGAAUCACAAAGAAGAACAUUUGUGAGACGCAGAUCAAAUGAAAAUAUGCUGGAGUAGUGCUUGAUGCCAUCUGUCAAGCAUGGUGUAGGCAAUGUUAUGGUCUGGGGGUGCUUUGGUGGUGGUAAAGUGGGAGAUUUGUACAGUGUAAAAGGGAUCUUGAAGAAGGAAGGCUAUCACUCCAUUUUGCAACGCCAUGCCAUACCCUGUGGACGGCGCUUGAUUGGAGACAAUUUCCUCCUACAGCUGGACAAUGACCCAAAGCACAGCUCCAAACUAUGCAAUAACUAUUUAGGGAAGAAACAGUCAGCUGGUAUUCUGUCUAUAAUGGAGUGGCCAGCACAGUCACCGGAUCUCAACCCUAUUGAGCUGUUGUGGGAGCAGCUUGACUGUAUGGUACGUAAGAAGUGCCCAUCAAGCCAAUCCAACUUGUGGGAGGUGCUUCAGGAAGCAUGGGGUGAAAUCUCUUCAGAUUACCUCAACAAACUGACAACUAGAAUGCCAAAGGUCUGCAAGGCUGUAAUUGCUGCAAAUGGAGGAUUCUUUGACGAAAGCAAAGUUUGAAGGACACAAUUAUUAUUUCAAUUAAAAAUCAUUAUUUCUAACCUUGUCAAUGACUACAUUUCCUAUGCAUUUUGCUCAAUUUCCUAUUCAAACUCAUUUCAUGUAUGUUUUCAUGGAAAACAAGGACAUUUCUAAGUGAUCCCAAACUUUUGAACAGUAGUGUAUAUCAUUUUUUUAUAUUCAGUACCAGUCAAAGGUUUGGACACCUACUCAUUCCAGAGUUUUUCUUUAUUUUUACUAUUUUCUAUAUUGUAGAAUAAUAGUGAAGACAUCAAAACUAUGAAAUAACACAUAUGGAAUCAUAUAGUAACCAAAAAAGUGUUAAACAAAUCAAAACACAUAUUUUAUAUUUGAGAUUCUUCAAAUAGCCACCCUUUGCCUUGAUGACAGCUUUGCACACUUGGCAUUCUCUCAACCAGCUUCAUGAGGUAGUCACCUGGAAUGCAUUUCAAUUAACAGGUGUGCCUUGUUAAAAGUUACAGUGAGGGGAAAAAAGUAUUUGAUCCCCUGCUGAUUUUGUACGUUUGCCCACAGACAAAGAUAUGAUCGGUCUAUAACUUUAAUGGUAGGUUUAUUUGAACAAUGAGAGACAGAAUAACAACAAAUAAAUCCAGAAAAACGAUAUCAAAAAUGUUAUAAAUUGAUAUGCAUUUUAAUGAGGGAAAUAAGUAUUUGAACCCUCUGCAAAACAUUACUUAGUACUUGGUGGCAAAACCCUUGUUGGCAAUCACAGAGGUCAGACGUUUCUUGUAGUUGGCCACCAGGUUUACACACAUCUCAGGAGGGAUUUUGUCCCACUCCUUUUUGCAGAUCUUCUCCAAGUCAUUAAGGUUUCGAGGCUGACGUUUGGCAACUCGAACUUUCAGCUCCCUCCACAGAUUUUUUUAUGGGAUUAAGGUCUGGAGACUGGCUAGGCUACUCUAGGACCUUAAUGUGCUUCUUCUUGAGCCACUCCUUUGUUGCCUUGGCCGUGUGUUUUGGGUCAUUGUCAUGCUGGAAUACCCAUCCACGACCCAUUUUCAAUGCCCUGGCUGAGGGAAGGAGGUUCUCACCCAAGAUUUGACGGUACAUGGCCCCGUCCAUCGUCACUUUGAUGCGGUGAAGUUGUCCUGUCCCCUUAGCAGAAAAACACACCCAAAACAUAAUGUUUCCACCUCCAUGUUUGAUGGUGGGGAUGGUGUUCUUGGGGUCAUAGGCAGCAUUCCUCCUCCUCCAAACACGGCUCGAUUUUGGUCUCAUCUGACCACAACACUUUCACCCAGUUCUCCUCUGAAUCAUUCAGAUGUUCAUUGGCAAACUUCAGACGGCCCUGUAUAUGUGCUUUCUUGAACAGGGGGACCUUGCGGGCGCUGCAGGAUUUCAGUCCUUCACGGCGUAGUGUGUUACCAAUUGUUUUCUUGGUGACUAUGGUCCCAGCUGCCUUGAGAUCAUUGACAAGAUCCUCCCGUGUAGUUCUGGGCUGAUUCCUCACCGUUCUCAUGAUCAUUGCAACUCCACGAGGUGAGGUCUUGCAUGGAGCCCCAGGCCGAGGGAGAUUGACAGUUAUUUUGUGUUUCUUCCAUUUGCGAAUAAUCGCACCAACUGUUGUCACCUUCUCACCAAGCUGCUUGGCGAUGGUCUUGUAGCCCAUUCCAGCCUUGUGUAGGUCUACAAUCUUGUCCCUGACAUCCUUGGAGAGCUCUUUGGUCUUGGCCAUGGUGGGGAGUUUGGAAUCCGAUUGAUUGAUUGCUUCUGUGGACAGGUGUCUUUUAUACAGGUAACAAGCUGAGAUUAGGAGCACUCCCUUUAAGAGUGUGCUCCUAUUCUCAGCUCGUUACCUGUAUAAAAGACACCUGGGAGCCAGAAAUCUUUCUGAUUGAGAGGGGGUCAAAUACUUAUUUCCCUCAUUAAAAUGCAAAUGAAUUUAUAACAUUUUUGACAUGUGUUUUUCUGGAUUUUUGUUUUGUUAUUCUGUCUCUCACUGUUCAAAUAAACCUACCAUUAAAAUUAUAGACUGAUCAUUUCUUUGUCAGUGGGCAAACAUACAAAAUGAGCAGGGGAUCAAAUACUUUUUUCCCUCACUGUAAUUUGUGGAAUUUCUUUCCUUAAUGCGUUUAAGACAAUCAGUUGUGUUGUGACAAGGUAUGGGUGAUAUACAGAAGAUAGCCCUAUUUGGUAAAAGACCAAGUCCAUAUUAUGGCAAGAACAGCUCAAAUAAGCAACGAGAAACGACAGUCCAUCAUUACUUUAAGACAUGAAGGUCAGUCAAUACGGAACAUUUCAAAAACUUUACGUUUCUUCAAGUGCAGUCGCAAAAACCAUCAAGCACUAUGAUGAAACAGUUUCAUUAGAUUUACCAGGCUCAGAAAUUGCAGCCCAAAUAAAUGCUUCACCGAGUUCAAGUAACAGACGCAUCUCAACAUCAACUGUUCAGCAGAGACUGCGUGAAUCAUGCCUUCAUGGUCGAAUUGCUGCAAAGAAACCACUACUAAAGGACACCAAUAAUAAGAAGAGACUUGCUUGGGCCAAGAAACACGAGCAAUGGACAUUAGACCGGUGGAAAUCUGUCCUUUGGUCUGAUGAGUCCAAAUUUGAGAUUUAUAGUUUCAACCGGCGUGUCUUUGUGAGACGCAGAGUAGGUGAACGGAUGAUCUCUGCAUGUGUAGUUCCCACCGCGAAGCAUGGAGGAGGUGUGAUGAUGUGGGGUGCUUUGCUGGUGACACUGUCUGUGAUUUAUUUAGAAUUCAAGGCACACUUAACCAGCAUGGCUACCACAGCAUUCUGCAGCGAUACGCCAUCCCAUCUGGUUUGGGCUUAGUGGGACUAUCAUUUGUUUUUCAACAGGACAAUGGCCCAACACACCUCCAGGCUGUGUAAGGGCUAUUUGACCAAGAAGGAGAGGGAUGGAGUGCUGCAUCAGAUGACCUUGCCUCCACAAUCACCCAACCUCAACCCAAUUGAGAUGGUUUGGGAUGAGUUGGACCUCGGAGUGAAGGAAAAGUAGCCAACAAGUGCUCAGCAUAUGUGGGAACUCCUUCAAGACUGUUGGAAAAGUAUUCCAGGUGAAGCUGGUUGAGAGAAUGCCAAGAGUGUGCAAAGCUGUCAUCAAGGCAAAGUGUCUACUUUGAAGAAUCUCAAAUAUAAAAUAUACUUUUUUGGUUACUACAUGAUUCCAUAUGUGUUAUUUCAUAGUUUUGAUGUCUUCACUAUUAUUCUACAAUGUAGAAAAUAGUAAAAAUAAAGAAAAACCCUUGAAUGAGUAGGUGUGUCCAAACUUUUGACUGGUACUGUAUAUAAAUUAGCAAAAAUUGAUAAAAACCUGUUUUCACUUUGGCAUUGUGGGGUGUUGUGUGUAGAUUGAUGAGGAAAAUCAUUUAAUCAAUUUUAGAAUAAGGCUGUAACAUAAGAAAAUGUGGAAAAAGAGAAGUGGUCUGAAUACUUUCUGAAUGCACUGUAUGUACAGUGUAAUAACACAUUGAAUACUGUGUUGAAACAUGCAAGUGAUAUUGUGUCUGCAGCUGAUCGCCAAGGGGAAGAAUGCUUCCGAGCUGUUCCCAGCAGUGGUGAAGAACGUGGCCAGUAAGAAUAUAGAGGUAUGUGGUCAACCACACACUCAUGCACAGAGCAUCCAUUGUAUUUGCAUAACGUUUAGUACAUUCUAUCUAAGACAAGAUGGAUGAGAUUGCUCCCACUGCCAGGAAGAGAUCACAGAACCACUGCCUGGUAAUAUUGAUCAGCGGAAUUAACGGGCAGUACGAGGGGCAGCCUGUGAGGUGUGUGUGGGGCAGCCCAGCCCGUGGUAGGGAACUGGAGCAUGUGGGUGGGGGUAAUUGGCAGAGGAUAGCCCAUGGUCACGUCUCCUCUCUCUCCCCUCACACACACACACCAGCUGCUAGGGUAGUGCUAGGUCCCUCUCUGUGGCCCGCUCUCAUUCUCGCUCUCUCUCACUCUCUGUCCUCACUUCUCUGCGGGCAGCUCAGUCACUCUGUCUAUCUUGUCCCCCACUCCUCCCCCACUCUCCCCUCUCUGCUGCUUUGCUGUGUGUUAUUGAUUGUCUCUAAUCAGAAAGCAGCACUGGAGGACACAGAUUAUUGACGGAAUAGUGUGAUUUAAUAUCAGGAUGCUUUGUUUACUUCAACCAGCGCUAGCAACAACACCCUAAGACUAGAAAGCCUUGAGGUGUGUGUGUAUGAGUGGGAGAUGGAGGGCUAUAUGGAGUAUGGUUAUAGGUAUCUGAUAACUGAUCAAAUAAUGGAAAUUAAAUCCCUAGCAUAUUUGAUUAGUAUUCCUAAAUUUGAGCAUCUAUUUCUGUGAUGUUUUCGAUAUGUGAUUCCCCUUAGACAUGGCCAGAUGGGUUAUGUCCCCUCUUAGACUCAGUAAUGAUGUUAAUUCACCCACUAAUUACAGCAAUGAUGAUUGAAAACCACAGCUGAACCUCCCCUUGUACACACACUUAGCACACCGAAUAACACUGAAGUGAAUCAUGAAAUGGCCAACCUUUAAAGGGAUACUUCGGGAUUUUGGCAAUGAGGCCCUUUAUCUACUUCCUCAGAGUCAGAUGAAACCGUGGAUACCAUUUUUAUGUCUGUGUCAAGUAUGAAGGAAGUAAGAGGUCGUUUUGUGAGCCAAUGCUAACUAGAGUUAGCGCAGUGACUGGAAGUGUAUGGAUAUCUGCUAGCAUGCUAGCACAUACCCAUAGACUUCCAGUCAUUGCGCUAACGCUAGUUAGCAGUUGCGCUACUUAGCAACUUCCUUCAUACUGGACGCAGAGACAUAAAAAUGGUAUCCACAAGUUCAUCUGACUCCUUUAACUCCCAGUCGGACACUUGACAGAUAAUAAUAAUAUGCCAUUUAGCAGACGCUUUUAUCCAAAGCGACUUACAGUCAUGCGUGCAUACAUUUUUGUGUAUGGGUGGUCCCAGGGAUCGAACCCACUACCUUGGCGUUUCAAGCGCCGUGCUCUACCAGCUGAGCUACAGAAGACCACAUUAACUCAGUCUCCCCUACGUGUGAAGAGAGAAGCGAGGAGGGGGAAGAAGUCAAACAAAAACUUUUUUAGCUCAUUCUCUGCUCUCCCUGAAACAAAAUGGGAUCUAGACUGUAAUAAUAUCAAACAGGAACACUUUCAACCUCUGCUAAAACAACCAACCCAAGAAAUACAUCUGAAGUCUAGCCAAAGCACCAUUCUCUCCACUGUGUCCAAGAAUAGUGUUACCCUAAACAUUUUGUAAUGUGUACUGAGCUCAACCCAAAAGUGAAUCACAUAGACUUGGGAUUUCUUCAAUGACUAAUUCAAAGUGUGUAUUCCAGCUGAAGAAGUUGGUGUAUGUGUACCUGGUGAGGUAUGCUGAGGAGCAGCAGGACCUGGCUCUACUGUCCAUCAGCACCUUUCAGAGGGCCCUCAAGGUAACACGUAUGUGUGUGGUGUGUGCACAGCAGGCUUUGAUGCUGAGCGUUUUUACCAUUUGAAUUCCCACACACUCAUACAGGUCUUGGAAGAAACUAUCAUGUUUGGUAUGUACGUGUAUAAAGGUGUGAGAGUGUGUGUAGGACUAUUGAGCCAUUAACGAGACGCUGUCUGUCUCUAUGUAAGUUCUGUGGACAACACCCAUUCACCCUGAUGUGUCUCAGGCCCCAGAGCUGGAAAACCCAUUUCAGCCCCUGCUAGCUCUACACCAUGCUUCACUUCCUCCCAGCAUGUAUGUGUGUCUGCUUUGUGUGUGUGUGUGUGUGUGUGUGUUUGGAGUGUAGUACUGUAUUAUGUCUUCAGUAUCUCUUAACCCAAACCACAUGAGAGAUUUCUGUCUCCAGUUCUUUAUUUUUUAUCUUUUACUUUCCUCAGUCUGUCUCAAUGUGUACAUCUUUGUGGAAGUGUCUAUGUGUGCGUGUGUGUGUGCGCACUUGUGAAUGUGUUAAAAAUAAUCCUAAUAUCCCCUAUCUGUCCUCUACCAGGACCCUAACCAGCUGAUCAGAGCCAGUGCUCUGAGGGUUCUGUCCAGCAUCAGAGUCCCCAUCAUCGUUCCCAUCAUGAUGCUGGCCAUCAAGGAGGCUGCCUCCGACAUGUCCCCUUACGUCAGGAAAACAUCCGCUCACGCCAUCCAGAAACUCUACAGGUAGUGUGUGUGUGUGUGUGUGUGUGUGUGUGUAAAGCAAUGGAACUGGGAGUGGAAUCAAAGCUUUCCUUAUCCUUCUCCUUAGCCUGGAUCCGGAUCAGAAGGAGCACCUGAUAGAAGUAAUUGAGAAACUACUGAAGGACAAAAGCACAGUGAGUAAAACCAUUUCACAUUACCAGCUAAUCAAAAUAAUUUUGGGGAUGGUAAAAUGUUUUCAGUGUAAACUUAAACGACUAGACCAAGAUAUAAAAUAUGUAGAAAGAUAAUGGAGCUAUAUAUUUUUUUUAGAAGACUAUCUUUGAGACUAACAAUCACCAAAAUAAAACUAGACAGUCAGGGAGAAUCUAAAAUUCCCCAAAUGUCAUGCAUGGCAUGGGGCCCCCAUUGAUUUUAUGUUUGAGUCACUCCAAUGGCAUAAGAACAUGGGAUAAGACGUGACAAAAUGUGUAGUAUCACAGGAAACCAGUUUUACAACUGUAAAAUGCCCCAUGUCAAAAUAUGUAGAAUUGCAGGAAAUUUGCUUUAAAACAGCAACAUUUUGUAUCUGCUGCCAACAGGAUUGCCCCCCAACGCUAACUUUGCCACAGCUAGAAAAAAUCCUUAGAGGAAACACUGGAGACCUCACAAAACAAACGCCAUACAGGAAAACCGGCAUGCCAUGAACAAAGCAGUAAUAAUCAUGGAUUAGAUAGGUUUUCAUCUAUUUCAUUCAUUUGAUAUCAGACAGGUUCAGCGGUCAGUCCCUACUCUCUUAAUGCAUUAAUUCAAACCAAAUCCAUAAUGUCACUACUACCGCUAGUCCACUAGGUGCAGUAAUCCCAUCCAACCACCAGAGGGUGCUCCACUCCAACAGAACAGUUCCCCUCAUCAUUACACCUAUCUCUCUCUCUCUCUCUCCUCAGCUCAGCUCAUUCACCAAUGCCAUGCUUUGUUAGCGCCCACUUAACUAGGAGCAUCUGAAGUUGUGUGGAUUUAACUGUCCAUUUAGAAAGGCAUUCUCUCACUGAUGCUGGUGUCACCUUAAUUUGCUUGCUAAGGCCAAGUUAUUUUUUCUAGAUUAGCCUGAUGGUGUUCUCCAACUAGUGUUUGAAGCAGCUAGCCAGUCACAAAUACAGCGUCUCCUUUUGCUAUUAGGAUAAUAGAUAGCGCAUAUUCUCCAGAAGGUCACAAUAAAUACAUAAAUGCUCUUAUAAAGGCUAGUUAAAUAAAUGUAAAUUGUGUACGUGCUGAAGUUAGCAUAUAGAAUGCCCUUUUACAUGUUAGUAAAUACAAACCAUACACGGUCUCUCUCGCUCUCGCAAUUACGUAUUCAUUGCAUGCAUCUCUCAUUAUAUAAAAUAACCCGUAGCACUAAGGAGGGGGGGGGGGAGCCCAGGACCAGAUGCAUAGCAUAUUUAGCUUCAGUCACUAACGAAGAUAGAUGAUUUCUCCCCAUUGAAACACUCUCUCAAUGAGGCUAGCUGGCUGGGGGACAUGGAGAAAGGGCACAGUCACACAAGUCCAUGCGCUGUGUUUUGUACUGGAAGAAGAUUAAUAAGACCGGAAUGCUAAUGACUUUUCGGGGGUAUUUUUGUGUUAUGAUUGUUAUUAGAAUUUCAGAGAGCUUCUAUACCAAUUUAUUUAUUGCCAGUUUAAGCUCUUUGCUUUCUGUCGGUGAUCUAUCGUGUUGUUUGUCCUCUUAUUCAAAGGACAUCUGCAUUUAUAUGGAUAAAAUUCUCUUUAUUUUGACCAAAGCAUCAUAAGAACCAUCUUUGAAUGUAUUUUACAAAUAUCUUGUAUUACCUGUUUUAUCAACGUUCAUCCCACAGUAGUAUUUCAAAUCAAACUUUAUUUAAAGUGCAUUUACACAAGAUGUCACACAAUAUACACUUGGCAGACUAGGCAGGUUUUCACCUGGAGAAAAAUAAAGCUUUAAGCUGAUAUUCCCCUUCACAUUGAGAUAGCAACCUGCUAUCAUUCUGGAGAGUGAGAAUCACAGGCUGACCAUGUAGAAAUGGACUGUGUUCCACGAGUGUCUGGGACAGGAUAUAAAGCUGAGGUGUCCCAGACAUGCGGUCCAGGAGCCAAGUGUAGCCCACCUCCAUCAGAUCUGAUGUGUCCCCUGCCUGUGCCCCAAAACUAGCCUCCACCAUUAUUAGAAAUGAUUGUGCGUUGUAUAAAUAAGGAUUCUCAAAAAGGCAUUGAAUUCACAGUUAUGUUGGGUAUGUUACAAUGUAAGUAUAUUUAGAGAGAUAUAAAAAAAGAUAUUUGGCUGUCUUAGUUCUUGCUCCUUUGUAGCCUUCGUGACAUUGGUCUGAACGGUGAUGGCCCCUUUAGGCUAAAUGAGCGUGACACCCCUGGUUAAAGAGAGGAUGGUGAGAAGAGAAGGGCUGUUGAGAGAGAGAGAGAGAGCGAGAGAGAAACAACACAGGAGGUUGUGCAGCUGUUUCAAUGUGAUGGAUCUAUUAUCCAGCCAUUACAUGAUAAAUGAUCGAUCCCUCCCAUCCCGGCGCUCUGCCUCUCCCUGCACCUCCUGCAAAAUUGAAAUGAGAACAGGGAGGAGUGUGUGUGUGGUAUGAUUAGGGGCUAGGUGGGAAGCCCAUUCAUUUAAGAGAAAGAGGAGGGAGGAGAUAGAAAAAUGGAGGAGAGGAUAGAGAGAACGCAGGGAGGGUAGGCUGACUGACCCUGCGCCGUGCCAUCAAUCAAGGCCACCCAGCACUCGCCGCCUCCCUGGUGCCCUAAUUAGAAUUCAUGACAAAAUAGAUGCAAGGAAAUGGUUUGGGCCCCUCAUAAUUUUAUAGGAAAUUUAUUGUUAUUAGAGGAACCAUUUGCUUAGUGUGAUUUUUCCAUUACUGGCUUGUCACGUAGUGUAGAUAAUAUGGUGGAAGUGGAUGGGGGAGGGAGGGGGAGGGAUGGUUGUGAACUCCAUAGAUUGGGGUGUCAGUUUUGUUGAUGGCGCAUGUAGUUUACCUGCGUCUAAUGGGGGAAGUUGAGAGGGAGGUUGGGGAGAGGGACGGGGGGAGAGGUACCGAGAGAGGAAGGGAGAGCGAGAGAAUGCACAAAGAGAGGCUGAGGAGGCAGGCCCAGAGACUGUCUGUAAAUGGCUUAGAGAGAGAGAGACAGACAGACGUCGGAGGGAACAUAACACUGGCCUGAGAUACUAGAAACAUCAGUGUAUCCAUUGACACACACGGGCACAUUCUCGCAAAGUUCCUGUUCAAGUCCUGUCAGUACUAUACUCCAAUAUAAGGGCUAUGCACUAGAUGAGGUUUGCAGAGUUGGAACUUUACAUCCAGUAUCUGUUAGUUCUGAGACCAAGCACACUUUGCAUAACAAUUAUAAACCACACAUACAUUUCCCAGCUAGGCCACUUUCCAAUUAUAAAUCACAAGCACGCAUGUUCAACUCUGCUUAUAUGAGGUUUCUUAUUGCCUGUGGGUUUCCUAAUUGCUUGCUAAACCGAGUGCUUAAACAAUAUGUUCCUUGCCUCUGUUUUGAUUUGUUUCGCCCAUAUGUUAUUUAUUUUUUACCGAACAGCUUCUUUUUAAUUAAAAAACUUAAUAUUGGUUGCAAAGUUAGGCUACUCCCAAACACGCAUUUUACCUCGCACACCUUUUCUGUAGUUUUACCAGUCAUUGAGAAGCCUACUCCCUAAAGCUGUCCAGAUUGUUGAAUGAUUAGCGCUUCGGUUCCCAGCUCCCCAAUUGUCAGAGGGCCUCAAACGCACACGCGCACACACACAAUCAAUGCAGCUGCACGUCAGGGCUGAUGGGUAAACGUACAGGGUUUCCACAGGGGCCACCAGGGGCCAGUCUUUUCUAAUGGGAGAGACCGGAUCCGCCACCCCUCUCCUCGCCUCCCCUACUCCUUCCUUGUCCCCCCUUGCCUCUCUGCGUUAAUGCUGUUUGCAUAUUAAUACACAGCCAUGUCAAUCAGUCAGUCUGCCAGCCAGCAGCACUAUAGGAAUAGAAUACGGACCAGACAAAUUGAUUUUUUUCUCCCAAUAAAAUGUACUUGAUUGCCCCCCCCCCCCCCCCCGUCCCUUUCCUCCCUCUCUCCCUCCAUCCUCCCACUUCCCCCUUUCUCUUGUCUCAUGAAUAGAACAUGAAAUUAGUUAUGAGUUGAAGGAAAAAUUAAAAGUCUGUGGUAAAAUCUGAGAAAUAUUUAGGUUGUGUAUGAGCGAUGGAAGGAUGCCUUUUACCAUGGUGAUGCAAAAUGAGAUUUGUUCAGUGUAGACUUUAAAUGCUGUAAUUUUCCACCCAGUUAUUCCUCUCCUGUCUGGUGCCUGGCUCUUUGCUGUAAUCUAACUGUUCAUAAACACAAUUCUUGCUUUUAGAUCAUGAAGUACACUCUGUCUUUCUAACCAAGACGUAACCGUAUGAUGUGCUCAGACUAGAGCAGGGGUCUCCAAGUCGGAUCCUGGAGAGUUACUGAGUGUGUAGGCUUUUACUCAAGCCCUGCAGUAACACAAUGUCUCCUCCUAUAGCUGGUAGCGGGCAGCGUGGUGAUGGCCUUUGAGGAAGUGUGUCCGGACCGUAUUGACCUGAUCCAUAAGAACUACCGUAAACUCUGUAAUCUACUGGUGGAUGUGGAGGAGUGGGGUCAGGUGGUCAUCAUCUCCAUGUUGACACGCUACGCCAGGACACAGUUCACCAGCCCCUGGAAAGAGGUGAGGGAUGGAGUAGGGGGGUCAGGUGGUCAUCAUCAUGUUGACCGAGCGCACCAGCCCCUGGAAAGAGGUGAGGGAUGGAGGAGGGGAGUCAGGUGGUCAUCAUCAUGUUGACCGAGCGCACCAGCCCUUGGAAAGAGGUGAGGGAUGGAGGAGGGGAGUCAGGUGGUCAUCAUCAUGUUGACCGAGCGCACCAGCCCCUGGAAAGAGGUGAGGGAUGGAGGAGGGGAGGGAGGAGUGGGGUCAGGUGGUCAUCAUCAUGUUGACCGAGCGCACCAGCCCCUGGAAAGAGGUGAGGGAUGGAGGAGGGGAGUCAGGUGGUCAUCAUCAUGUUGACCGAGCACACCAGCCCCUGGAAAGAGGUGAGGGAUGGAGGAGGGGAGGGAGGAGUGGGGUCAGGUGGUCAUCAUCAUGUUGACCGAGCGCACCAGCCCCUGGAAAGAGGUGAGGGAUGGAGGAGGGGAGGGAGGAGUGGGGUCAGGUGGUCAUCAUCAUGUUGACUGAGUGCACCAGCCUGUGGAAAGAGGUGCGAGAUGGAGGGAUGGAGAACGAGAGCAAGAAGAGUGAAAGAGAGGCGAAUACAUGGUUUGUAUCAGAACAGUGUAGUGAAGCCCUUUUAUUUUACUUUGAGAUUUGAGAUGAAUAAGAUGUAAUGGCUUCUCUUGAAAGUCUCUCUUAAGCGGACCAGGAAAGGGCUCAGGUAAGAGACUAAACACCAGAUAUCUAUAGAACAUCAACACUGAGGUAUUAAGGUAAUUAUUGAUUCAGUGUGAUGAGUCAAAUAUAGCCUAUAUUUAGUUAUUUCAACAAUAGACAUGAACCGUGCGUGUUGUUGAAAUGUACUGUAGGUCUUGAAUCAGCUAUUUGUCACCCAGCGUAAUCUUCCAGUAGGUGACGGUGACGUGUAAACAUCAUGUAUUUAAAAGAAACCCUACACAAGAUGUGCUUUCAGUAUCUAUCUGUUGUUUAUUGUCAUUACUUGACGAAGGUCAAAAGACCAAAACGUUGGCGUAGUAAGAAAGUGAUACUUAGCGAGCGCACUUCUCCAACUCACCUGCAAGCAACUUGUAGAUGUGCGUAUGCAUCUGGCUUGAUAAAUUGACAUGUUGAGUUGACAUGAUGAGGUGACACCUGAAUGUAAAUAUGUGGCUGAUGUGCUAUCACAUUGGCAUGUGUGCUGUGUAUGGCAGUGAAAUAAAAUGACAGAAUGAAAGACACCUGUGUGUGUUUCAGGACGGUCUGUUUGAUGAGAACAGUGAGAGGGCGUUCUAUGAGUCUGAUGAGGAGAAGACAGAAAAUGAGAAGGAGGCCAAGUCCUACAUGAUGGACCCCGACCACAGACUGCUCCUCAGGAACACCAAGCCUCUACUACAGAGUAGAAACACUGCCGUGAGUCACACACGCGCGCACACACACACUGUUCCGAGUCUCUCUCACACACACACACACGGAUGUAUAAACACACACGCAUGCAGCAGUAAACUGUGUGUGUGUGUGAGACAGUGUUGACGGCUGUUGAACCUGCUGGCUGUGAGGGAUACAGGCAGCCUUGAUGAAGGCGUCUGAGUAUGGGGUUCUGUUUUCACUCCUUCCGCACAGCUGUCUCUGGAACCAAGGCUACGCCACGACUGAUGCUGCCGCUGCGCACACACACACACACACACUGUGAGCAGGUCUCCAUCACCCAGGAGACUCGAGGUCUGUGUGGCAGUGUAGCAGCGGGAGGAAAAAUUGUCCCAAGUGAGCAUGUUGCUUAAAAUGCGACAUGUUGUUUCUUUAACAGAGAGAACACGAUGCGGCCCUCCAUCUUACCGACACUUACCGUCACUUCUUCCAAAUGUCACUCCUCAGUCCUUACUCUGGCUAUCUGUUACCUUCUAAAUUACAUUCCUCACAUUUAAUAACAUAUGGCACUUGACUUUGGUGUUGCUGUUUGAUAUAUGGAGCUUUAAAAGCUUUGUGUCCAGAGGGAAGAGAAAAGACCCAUCCUACAUGAGGAGUAGAUACAGCACUGCCUGGUCCCAGGGCUAUUUGUAUUGUCUUGCCGAAUCCUAUGGUCUGUGACACCAAAGAAUGGCUUGACAAUGACCAUAGGACUUGGCAAGACAGCACAAAUUCAACUGGGACCAGCCUAGAUACAGCAUGACUGGAGUUGAGAAACACUGCCUGUAUUUGAGGCGUGGCUAGACGGCCAUGUUAGAUGUGUCUGUUGAUGUCUGUUGUCCGCUGUCGGUCAGGUGGUGAUGUCAGUAGCCCAGCUAUACUGGCACCUGGCUCCUAAACACGAGAUCAGCAUCGUCACCAAGUCACUGGUCAGACUGCUCCGAAGCCACAGGUACGCCCCAACCCCACUCUUUCUUUCUCUUUUCUCUCUCACCCUCCCUCCAUUGUUGUGAGGACAAAAAAGGCACUUAAUCAUGUUUCCCUUCUGUCUCGCCCUGUCAGAGAGGUGCAGUACAUUGUGUUACAGAACAUAGCCACCAUGUCUAUCCAGAGGAAGGUAAGGCUCUAAACAUGGCUUCUUCAGUGUCAACUGCAGGACAGAUAAUUGCGUGUGUUACCUGUUACUGUUUUAUUACCAGAGUGGCUGCGUGACCAGAUUCUCUGGACGCCUCUUGCCGAGAUAGCUUAACAACCGUACCUUCUGCGCAUGUGCUACGUCUGGCGAUGAUCAGAAAAUGAUGUCUUGUCUGUUGUAACUAUAAACGACAUGAUCGAGAUGUUGUAGACUACAAAAUUCUGUAGUGACUAUAAUAAACAUGGUCGACAUGUUGUACAAACUUCGUUGUCUGUUUUAACUAAUAACAUUGCAGUAUUACAAAGAAAAGCAGGACACUCAGUCUUAAGUAGCGAUUUAAUAUGCUUUUUUCAGAUGGGAAGUCGGAAAUUUACAUACACCUUAGCCAAAUAUAUUUAAACUGUUAUUCACAAUUCCUGACAUUUAAUCCUAGUAAAGAUUCCCUGUUUUAGGUCAGUUAGGAUCACCACUUUAUUUUAAGAAUGUGAAAUAGAAUAAUAGUAGAGAGAAUUAUUUAUUUCAGCUUUUAUUUAUUUCAUCACAUUCCCAGUGGGUCAGAAGUUUACAUACAAUCAAUUAGUAUUUGGUAGCAGUCUUUAAACAUUUUAACUUGGGUCAAACAUUUUGGGUAGCCUUCCACAAGCUUCCCACAAUAAGUUGGGUGAAUUUUGGCCCAUUCCUCCUGACAGAGCUGGUGUAACUGUGUCAGGUUUGUAGGCCUCCUUGCUCGCACACGCUUGUUCAGUUCUGACCACAAAUGUUCUAUAGGAUUGAGGUCAGGGCUUUGUGAUGGCAACUCCAACACCUUGAUUUUGUUGUCCUUAAGUCAUUUUGCCACAACUUUGGAAGUAUGCUUGGGGUCAUUGUCCAUUUGGAAGACCCAUUUGCGACCAAGCUUUAACUUCCUGAAUGAUGUCUUGAGAUGUUGCUUCAAUAUAUCCACAUAAUUUUCCUUCCUCAUGAUGCCAUCUAUUUUGUGAAGUGCACCAGUCCCUCCUGCAGCAAAGCACCCCCACAGCAUGAUGCUGCCACCCCCGUGCUUCACGGUUGGGAUGGUGUUCUUUGGCUUGCAAGCCGUCCCCAUUUUCCUCCAAACAUAACGAUGGUCAUUAUGGCCAAACAGUUCUAUUUUUGUUUCAUCAGACCAGAGGACAUUUCUCCAAAAAGUACGAUCUUUGUCCCCAUGUGCAGUUGCAAACCGUAGUCUGGCUUUUUUAUGGUGGUUUUGGAGCAGUGGCUUCUUCCUUGCUGAGCGGCCUUUCAGGUUAUCUCGAUAUAGGACUCGUUUUAUUGUGGAUAUAGAUACUUUUGUACCCGUUUCCUCCAGCAUCUUCACAAGGUCUUUUGCUGUUGUUCUGGGAUUGAUUUGCACUUUUCGCACCAAAGUACGUUCAUCUCUAGGAGACAGAACGCGUCUCCUUCCUGAGCGAUAUGACGGCUGUGUGGUCCCAUUGUGUUUAUACUUGCGUACUAUUGUUUGUACAGAUGAAUGUGGUGCCGUCAGACGUUUGGAAAUUGCUCCCAAGGAUGAACCAGACUUGUGGAGGUCUACAAUUAUUUUUCUGAGGUCUUUGCUGAUUUAUUUUGAUUUUCCCAUGAUGUCAAGCAAAGAGGCACUGAGUUUGAAGGUAGGCCUUGAAAUACAUCCACAGGGACACCUCCAAUUGACUCAAAUGAUGUCAAUUAGCCUAUCAGAAGCUUCUAAAGCCAUGACAUCAUUUUCUGGAAUUUUCCAAGCUGUUUAAAGGCACUGUCAACUUAGUGUAUGUAAACUUCUGACCCACUGGAAUUGUGAUACUGUGAAUUAUAAGUGAAAUAAUCUGUCUGUAAACAAUUAUUGGAAAAAUUACUUGUCAUGCACAAAGUAGAUGUCCUAACCGACUUGCCAUAACUUCAACUGUACAUGCAGCUAUCUAGGCAGCAUAUCUUGGAAGAUAACAUGCACAGAGCGUGACAAGGCUGUUAAGCUCUGGGGAAGAGGCGUCCUGUGCAAUGGGGGUGGAACGGGGCAGUUCAAUCCAGUCGCGCAGCCUCUGUCUUUUAUAAUGAAGUAACAUUAUGGUUUUAUGUUCUCCCACCAGGGCAUGUUUGAACCUUACAUGAAGAGUUUCUAUGUGAGAUCCACAGAUGCCACUCACAUCAAGUCACUCAAGGUAAGCUCCCUCAUGAUGACCUAGCUAAUCUAAAAGUAAACCAUGAGAUGAGGUCAGGUGUGUGAUCAGACCUAUCUUGUCUCCCCAGCUGGAGAUCUUGACCAACCUGGCCAACGAAGCCAACAUCUCAACCAUCCUUAGAGAGUUCCAGGUAAGUCUCUCUCUCUUUGAUUAUCUCUGUUGCUUUCUCUCUCUCUUUCGCUCUCUCUCUUUUUGUAUUUUUUCUUAUUCAAUAUCCCUUUCCAUCACUGGCAGCAAUUCCACAUAUAUUUAUCGCCUUUUACAUACAAUGAAUGGCUUCACCUUGUGCUUUGAUUUGAACAGACUUAUGUGAAGAGCCAGGAUAAGCAGUUUGCUGCCGGUACCAUCCAGGCCAUCGGCAGGUGUGCCACCAACAUCUCUGAGGUGACAGACACCUGCCUCCAAGGGCUGGUGCUGCUGCUCUCCAACCGAGAUGGUACGGAACCACUGAUCAAUUGAACGAUUGAUUGAUUGAUGAUUGAUUGAUCGACUGAUUGGUUUUCUUUGCCAGCUCCUGUUCAAAGUUGGAUAUAUGCGUCAAACUCUCUCUUUUGUAUGUAUUUUAAAUGUAAAGUUCCCAGUUUUAGGGACCUGCGUGUUGCUAGUACCAGUUCUGACCGACAUAUUCACUUAUAAAUCCAUAUGUGUAUUGAAAUGGCUUGUAUUGAGCGGUAGCCCUGAUUCUCAUAGACACAGGAGUAUGUUUAUUCUGCCUGUGUGAAGCAAGAUGUGAAAUAUGACACCACUCGAAGCUGUGAUGUCCCUCCUACCAUUUCAUUCGCUCUUCCGACUGUCCAUCAACUCCUGGCUGAACCCUACUUCACAGCCACUAACAACGCAUAUGCCUGGAAUCCUUACCUCGUAACGGAGCAGGAGAGAGUGGUUUCAUAGCUGUACCACAUUGAGAUCGAUUUAUAGCCAGUAAUCUAAACUAAUUCAUAGAUUCUAAACAUAAACACUUUCUGUUUGUCAUAGACGGACAAGAUUAUUAUGAGAUGAAACGAGUCCAUAACGAGUUCAGGAAGCAAGGCUAGAGCUCUGUGAGAAGGUCUGACGUUUUGAUAAAGUGAGACCUUUAGAAAAUAUGCACAUUUUCUCUAUCACAAUAUACAAAUAUGUAUUUUACACUUAUAAGGAAGGUGAAAUCUUAUAGUUUUAGAAGUUGAUUAUACUAUAUUUAGAAAAAAAUGUAAUUUCAAGCCUUAUUCAUACACUUGUUGAAUAGGAAAUACAUCAUAUAAAAUAUUUCAUAUUUUCAUCAUAUUUGUACUGUGUACUUGAGCUUGUGUCCUCAAAAGUGAUUACACCUCAGCAAUUUAUAACUAUUUUUACUAAAAAGGUGAGAUUUUAACCUUUUCUUGGAGUAUGCAGCAUUACUAGUUUUUGUUUAUGCCCCUCUCACAAUAAAUUAUUACUUUUGGGGAUUACGUAGAUACAUUUAGUUACAUUUUCAAAUAGAAAUGUAUUGUGUCCUUACAGAGACGGUGGUGGCUGAGAGCGUGGUGGUGAUCAAGAAGCUUCUCCAGACCCAGCCCACCCAGCACAGUGACAUCAUCAAACACAUGGCCAAACUCUUCGACAACAUCACUGUACGUCUGCCACUAUCUGAACGUGUCUGUCUCUGUGUACUUGCUCUUGCGGCUGAGCUUGUGUGAGUUGGGACUCAAAAUGCAUACCCAAAUAUACAGUGCAUUCGGAAAGUAUUUAGACCCCUUGACAUUUUCCACAUUUUGUUACGUUACAGCCUUAAUCUAAAAUGGAUGUAAAAAAAUAUAUAUCCCUCAUCAAUCUACACACAAUACAGCGUAAUGACAAAGCAAAAACAGGUUUUUAGAAAUUAUUGCACAUUUAUUAUUAAUAAAAAAACUUAAAUAUCACAUUUACAUAAGUAUUCAGACCCUUUACUCAGUACUUUGUUGAAGCACCUUUGGCAGUGAUUACAGCCUCGAUUCUUCUUGGGUAUGACACUAUAAGCUUGGCACACCUGUAUUUGGGGAGUUUCUCCCAUUCUUCUCUGCAGAUCCUCUCAAGCUCUGUCAGGUUUGAUGUGGAGCGUUGCUGCACAGCUAUUUUCAGGUCUCUCCAGAGAUGUUAGAUUGGGUUUAAGUCCGUGCUCUGGCUGGGCCACUCAAGGACAUUCAGAGAUUUGUCCCGAAGCCACUCCUGCGUUGUCUUGGCUGUGUGCUUAGGGUUGUUGUCCUGAGCGCUCUGGAGCAGGUUUUCAUCAAGGAUCUCUCUGUACUUUGCUCCGUUCAUCUUUGCUUCAAUCCUGACUAGUUUCCCAGUCCCUGCAUCCUCACAGCAUAAUGCUGCCACCACCAUGCUUCACCUUAGGGAUGGUGCCAGGUUUCCUCCAGACGUGAAGCUUGGCAUUCAGGCCAAAGAGUUCAAUCUUGGUUUCAUCAGACCAGAGAAUCUUGUUUCUCAUGGUCUGAGAGUCUUUAGGUGCCUAUUGGCAAACUCCAAUCAGGCUGUCAUGUGCCUUUUACUGAGAAGUGGCUUCCGUCUGGCCACUCUACCAUAAAGGCCUGAUUGGUGGAGUGCUGCAGAGAUGGUUGUCCUUCUGGAAGGUUCUCCCAUCUCCACAGAGGAACUCUAGAACUCUGUCAGAGUGACCAUCUGGUUCUUGGUCACCUCCCUGACCAAGGCCCUUCUCCCCUGAUUGCUCUGUUUGGCCGGGCGGCCAGCUCUAGGAAGAGUCUUAGUGGUUCCAAACUUCUUCCAUUUAAGAAUGAUGGAGGCCACUGUGUUCUUGGGGACCUUCAAUGCUGAAUACUUUCCGAAUGCACUGUACAAUGCAAACAUACUGGUAAUAGCCCUAACUAUCCUCUAUCCUUCAUGUUGUUCACAAAUACACCAUCUAAACAGGACUAACCCCUCUGUGUGUCAAGGUGCCGAUGGCGCGGGCCAGCAUCCUGUGGCUGAUAGGAGAGUACUGUGAGAGGGUUCCUAAGAUCGCCCCUGACGUCCUCCGCAAGAUGGCCAAGACCUUCACCUCUGAGGAGGACAUCGUCAAACUGCAGACUGUCAACCUGGCUGCCAAACUUUACCUCACCAACUCUAAACAGGUACACUAGCCUACACUAAACAAUGGGUACAUGCUACAGUAGAACCUGCUGUAUAUGUUCCAGCGUUAUUCUGCCCUAACAAUCACUUUUAUUAUCAUGUAAAAAAACAACCUCAUAGUAGCCUCCAGAUUCUAGUUAUUUGGCUUCUUGGACAAUAUAGUUUUCCCAGCUUCCUUAAGAGCAAGCUUUAAUGUAGCGUGUCGUACCAUUGCCUUGCCUCCCCUUGUAUGCUAACUACAGAUCCAUUCUAUCAGAUGCAAAGCAAUAUGGCUGCCAGGCUGGGUUUAUGACCACACUGCAGAUGCUGCUGCUGCCUUCUCAAAUGAGCACAUCAUUACACCUCUUUUCCCUGGUAAUGUUUCAGAGAGAAGGAUGGGGGGGGGGGAGAGAGAGAGGGAUAGUUUGAGAGAUUAAAGAGGUGGACGGAGAGAGGGGUGGAGAGGGAAGAGGUAAAAAGGGAUGAAAAAAUAGAGGGAGUGUGAGAGACGGAGAGGUAAUGUCAACCUUCUGGGGGUAGUAAGUCUUGUCUUUAUACCUCACUAAAUGAUAUAUGUUAGUUUAAGGCAAGCACUCUCCAUCUCAGACCAUAAACCCACCUGGCACAGAGAGAGGUUGUCACUCAUACAGCUAGAGAGGGUGAGCAGACGGAGGAGGACUGGAGGAGAAGAGAGUGUUGGUAUGAAGAAAAUGUAGUGUGAAGCACCAUACUGAUUCAUGAGCUUACCUUAAUGGAGCUGUGUGUGUGUUUAUGUUGGAUUUGUGUGUCCUCUCUCCCUCUGCUCCUACUGCUUCAUCUCCUCCAUCUUUCUCUCCCUCUCUCCUUCCCUCCACCCACCUCUCUCUCUCUCCUUCCCCCUCUCCCUCCAUCCAGACCAAGUUGUUGACCCAGUACAUUCUGAACCUGGGGAAGUAUGACCAGAACUAUGACAUCAGAGACCGCACGCGUUUCAUCCGCCAGCUCAUCGUGCCCAAUGAGAAGAGCGGCGCACUCAGCAAGUACGCCCGCCGCAUCCUGUUGGCGCCCAAACCAGCGCCCGUCCUCGAGUCCGCCUACAAAGGUACCUUGGAAGUAGUGUACUAAAGAGGGAAUAGGGUGCCAUUUGGGAUGCAGACGGGUGUGUUUUUAAUAUGCUGGUGUGUGUCUGAAUGGCAGAGGGUCCAGGGCCUUCUCUCUCCCGGCUCUGAUGAGAUGGGUGAAUUACCUGGCUAAUGAUAACCUUUGAGAUGCAGAGAACUCACACACACACACACACACACUUGACUUUAAUCCAGAUGAGAGAGAGACAGAAGCAGCGUCCUAAACAUUAUUAUUCUGCGGUGGUCUCUGCGUCUACUAGAUGUUUAUGGAAAACGUUACCACUCCUGUCAUUCUUAAUAUUCACCCUUUAACUCUUCAUUUUUUUUCUCCCUCUCUUUUUGGUUAGAGAAGGCAGACCUCCCCAGGCACUUUGACUGAUUACACCUCCUAUAUUGACCAUUAGGGAGGGAGAAUGGUUUUACUCUGUGCGUGCGUGUGGGCUCCUGGACCCUUUAUUAAACAGCACUGUGUGUUUGUUUAUACAGUGACAUUUCAGAGUGUUGAAUGCCAAUGACUCACUGUCCUGCUGAUUGAGAGAGCACUGCUGUGACAUUGAGACCCUUGCCUCUCUUUCUCUCCCCCCUUCUUCUCCAAUGUUACUCAUUGUUUCUCGUCCCUCUUUUCUCCUCUCCUCUCUCCCUCCUCCCAUGUUACUCAUUAUGUUUCUCCUCUAACACAUUUUCCCCUCUUUGUUUAUCCUUCUUUUUCUUCCUCUCUCCAUCUUCUUCUUUUCUCCUCUCCCCUCCAUCUCUCUGUCAGACCGUGAUCGUUACCAGUUGGGAACCCUGUCCCACACCAUCAACACCAAAGCCAGCGGCUACCUAGAGCUCUCUGAUUGGCCUGCCGUGGCUCCUGACCAAUCGGUGAGGAACGUGGAGGUGAUCGAGCCGGUAAGGAUCCAUCUUUACUUCUACUGCCCGUUCCCGCUCACCACCCAGGCACUUGGUCAACUCAGACAUUUAAUACAGGUCCAUAUUGAUAAACUAUAUACAGUGAGGGAAAAAAUAAUUUGAUCCCCUGCUGAUUUUGUACGUUUGCCCACUGACAAAGACAUGAUCAGUCUAUAAUUUUUAUGGUAGGUUUAUUUGAACAGUGAGAGACAGAAUAACAACAUAAAAACCCAGAAGAAUGCAUGUUGAAAAUGUUAUAAAUUGAUUUUCAUUUUAAUGAGGGAAAUAAGUAUUUGACCCCUCUGCAAAACAUGACUUAGUACUUGGUGGCAAAACCCUUGUUGGCAAUCACAGAGGUCAGACGUUUCUUGUAGUUGGCCACCAGGUUUGCACACAUCUCAGGAGGGAUUUUGUCCCACUCCUCUUUGCAGAUCUUCUCCAAGUUAUUAAGGUUUCGAGGCUGACGUUUGGCAACUCGAACCUUCAGCUCCCUCCACAGAUUUUCUAUGGAAUUAAGGUCUGGAGACUGGCUAGGCCACUCCAGGACCUUAAUGUGCUUCUUCUUGAGCCACUCCUUUGUUGCCUUGGCCGUGUGUUUUGGGUCAUUGUCAUGCUGGAAUACCCAUCCACGACCCAUUUUCAAUGCCCUUGCUGAGGGAGGUUCUCACCCAAGAUUUGACAGUACAUGGCCCCGUCCAUCGUCCCUUUGAUGCGGUGAAGUUGUCCUGUCCCCUUAGCAGAAAAACACCCCCAAAGCAUAAUGUUUCCACCUCCAUUUUUGACAGUGGGGAUGGUGUUCUUGGGGUCAUAGGCAGCAUUCCUCCUCCUCCAAACACGGCGAGUUGAGUUGAUGCCAAAGAGCUCCAUUUUGGUCUCAUCUGACCACAACACUUUUACCCAUUCUCCUCUGAAUCAUUCAGAUGUUCAUUGGCAAACUUCAGACGGCCCUGUAUAUGUGCUUUCUUGAGCAGGGGGACCUUGCGGGCGCUGCAGUAUUUCAGUCCUUCACGGCGUAGUGUGUUACCAAUUGUUUUCUUGGUGACUAUGGUCCCAGCUGCCUUGAGAUCAUUGACAAGAUCCUCCCGUGUAGUUCUGGGCUGAUUCCUCACCGUUCUCAUGAUCAUUGCAACUCCACGAGGUGAGAUCUUGCAUGGAGCCCCAGGCCGAGGGAGAUUGACAGUUCUUUUGUGUUUCUUCCAUUUGCGAAUAAUCGCACCAACUGUUCUCACCAAGCUGCUUGGCGAUGGUCUUGUAGCCCAUUCCAGCCUUGUGUAGGUCUACAAUCUUGUCCCUGACAUCCUUGGAGAGCUCUUUGAUCUUGGCCAUGGUGGAGAGUUUGGAAUCUGAUUGAUUGAUUGCUUCUGUGGACAGGUGUCUUUUAUACAGGUAACAAGCUGAGAUUAGGAGCACUCCCUUUAAGAGUAUAAAAGACACCUGGGAGCCAGAAAUCUUUCUGAUUGAGAGGGGGUCAAAUACUUAUUUCCCUCAUUAAAAUGCAAAUGUAUAACAAUUUUGACAUGCGUUUUUCUGGAUUUUUGUUGUUGUUAUUCUCUCUCUCACUGUUCAAAUAAACCUACUAUUAAAAUUAUAGAUUUAUCAAUUAUUUGUCAGUGGGCAAAUGUACAAAAUCAGCAGGGGAUCAAAUACUUUUUCCCCUCACUGUUAUACAAAAGUAUGUGGACACAACUUCAAAUUAGUGGAUUCGGCUAUUUCAGCCACACCCGUUACUGACAGGUGUAUAAAAUCGAGCACACAGCCAUGCAAUAUCCAUAGACAAACAUUGGCAGUAGAAUGGCCUUACUGAAGAGCUCAGUGACUUUCAACGUGGCACCGUCAAAGGAUGCCACCUUUCCAACAGUUCGGCAAAUUUCUGCCCAACUUUAAGUGCCGUUAUUGUGAAUUAGCCAGGCCUAAUCGCCCAACAUCAGUGCCCGACCUCACUAAUGCUCUUGUGGCUGAAUGGAAGCAAGCCCCCGCAGCAAUGUUCCAACAUCUAGUGGAAAGUCUUCCCAGAAGAGUGGAGGCUGUUAUAGCAGCAAUGGGGGGGGACCAACUCCAUAUUAAUGCCCAUGAUUUUGGAAUGAGAUGUUGCACGAGCAGGUGUCUACAUACUUUUGGUCAUGUAGUGAAUGUUUCAAUAGGUUUGCUUUUCUCCCGAAUCUCCUCCCUCCUCUUUCCUUACUUCCUCAUACUGUACCUCACUUCCUCUGACCUCACUUCCUAAUCCAUUGCCAGGUGAAGGAGUGGACUCCUUCGCUUGGAAAGUCCAAGCUGUCCAAGUCAUCAGAUGAUAAGUUCUACUCUGACUCUGGAGAGGAGGAGGAGAAGGAAAAGUGCUCAGGGAGCAGUAGCAGUGAUGAUAGCAGCAGCAGCAGUAGUAGUGAAGGUCUGUCUGUGUUUGUCCAUGUGUGUACCAUUUAAGUAUAAUGUUAUUUUGUGAGUGUUUGCAAUGCCAGUCCAGUAUUUAUAAUCGUACGACAAUAACCUGUGUGUUACAGAGUCAGGCAGCGAGGCGGAGAGCGAUGAGGAAAAGAGCAGUAGUCAGAGCAGUGACGAGUCGAACAAGUCCUCCAGCCAAUCAGAGAACAGUUCCAGUGAGUCUGACUCUGAACAGAAGAAGAAGAAUGCAACUAAGAAACCACCACAGAAGAAGACAGUCAAACCAACGGCCAAAGACAGGUACCACACUAUAAUGAAAUAUAGAAUACGUACAGUUGCGGUUAAAUAUAUUGGCACCGUUGCACGAUUCACAAUUUUAGUGCUGAGGGACUAGUGCUUUUUGAGUUCGGUUCGGUCUUUGAUUUGGGUUCCAAUUUUUUCAAUUUUUUUGCAAUAAAUGCAUUAUGUCAGUUGAAUGCUGUAACCACACAUAAUAAAACUAUUAAUAAAAGCCCCAUGAUGGUGGUGACUGCCCAUUACUGCUUAUCACUUAUUAACCAUAGUUCUUUCAUAAAAUAUUUUAGUUGAGUAUAUUACAUAUUUGUUUUAGUAUGAUGAUGACUUUAUUAGCAGUUUCAUUAAUAAAAGCAAUGGUGAUGACUACCCAUCCUUUAUCACAUUACUUUACUUUAAUAACAUAUUUUAGUUGUGUAUAUUACAUAAUUUUCAUAUGAUGACUAUAUUAUUUCAUUCCAAGCCAUCAUCACAUCUCUGCUCAGGCAGUAGCAGCCACCAUCUAUCACUCUGCUCCCCAGUGAAUCAUCCUAAUUAGGCUAGCUAGCAGGCUAUGCUGUCUGACGAAAUCACUAUUUUAGUAGUUCUUCAAAGUACGUAAGGAAUACCUUCAAGACUGUUUUAAUGCCAACUAUCAGUCAAUUAGAUGUAUUGUUGGCUAGAGAUAGGCUUCCUCACGGAGCAGUUUCCAUUUCUGUCCCUCCCUCAUGUCACGCUCUUCUCUCUUUCUCUAACGUGUGUGUGUGUCAAGAAGGCUACAUAAUGGUAAUUGUAGUCCUGUGUAGCUCAGUUGGUAGAGCAUGGCGUUUGCAACGCCAGGGUUGUGGGUUCGUUUCCCACGGGGGACCAGUAUGAAAAAAAAAAAAGGGAAAAAAUGUAUGCACUCACUGGAUAAGAGCGUCUGCUAAAUGACUAAAAUGUAAAUGUAAGUACCACGUUUUCUGCUGUAAACUUAGUUGAGCAUUUGCCUUUUGAAAUCUAGAACUUCCUACUAAGUCCCACAACAGCGCUUUGAGCUCACAGAAAAAACCAGAACUAAAUGGAAUUAGAAUAAUUGAACGGACGGUGGUCAAUUUAAAAAAAUAACGGAAAUAAACAGACAUUUCGGCUAAUCGCGCAGCACUGUAUUUAUUCAAAAGUUGAAACUCAAACCAAUGAAUGAGAUCUGAGACAUUACUGUUGAACACACACACACUGGCAAAUUUUGGCCCUGACACGUUCUAUUUCACUCUAUCCCACAAUGCUCUCUUUCACACAUACACACCCUACCUGCUCGCGCUGUGUGACAGGCCGGCAGCUGACCCUGUUCCCUCCAUUAGAGGGUGUAAUUAGACCAGCUCACCCCAGUGCUUCCACACACGUACGCACGCGCACACACACACGCUAUACACACUAUCCCACACACACACACAAUCUCUCUCUCAAACACACACACACACACUCACACAGACACACACACACAGUAAUUAUCCCAGCUCACCCCAGUGCUUCCACAACAAACACAGCAUACUGCCCUCAUUACAGCCCAGUCAUUCCAGGCAGGGCUUAAUCAGGCCCACUCUGAUUUAUAUCGCUUUUUCCUGUUCGCAACAAAUGAAAUCUGUAGGCCAAAUUAAUACUGGCUUCUCAUCAUCGGCCAAGUUAAAAAGCCAGUUACCGUCACAAUUCUGCUCGUUAAUUUAACAGCUGAAAAUCCCAGGCAGCUCGAGUAAACACUCAUUAUCAGGACAAAUUGGAGAGAGAGAGGGAAGGGAGAGGGUGGAAGAGAAAAAAGUUUCAACGAAAGCAAUAUUAAAUUAAGUGGGCAAACCAAAACAGAUUGAUAUUGGUUGUUCUGACAGAGUUUUAGUGUGAGCUCCAGCAGACUGCAGUAGGUGGUGGGGGUGGAAAGUGUUUUUGUUAGAGUGCCUUUAAUGGAUAGGUUCAUAACAUGUUCCCCUUCAUAAUGAAACUUUCAUGUUUUAAUAUAGGAAAAACCCAUGUUAAUGUUAUAUUUCAGUCUGUUAAAGAUGGAAUCCGCAGUAGGGGAAACAGCGCCACUGUUCUCCCCGAGGCCAUUGUUAUGUUUUGGUUUUGUUGACGAAGCGGAGGUGAGGAUCUUCGCAACGUGAUAUAUAUACACACACACACAGUGGGGAGAACAAGUAUUUGAUACACUGCCGAUUUUGCAGGUUUUCCUACUUACAAAGCAUGUAGAGGUCUGUAAUUUUUAUCAUAGGUACACUUCAACUGUGAGAGACGGAAUCUAAAACACAAAUCCAGAAAAUCACAUUGUAUGAUUUUUAAGUAAUUAAUUUGCAUUUUAUUGCAUGAUAUAAGUAUUUGAUCACCUACCAACCAGUAAGAAUUCCGGCUCUCACAGACCUGUUAGUUUUUCUUUAAGAAGCCCUCCUGUUCUCCACUCAUUACCUGUAUUAACUGCACCUGUUUGAACUCGUUACCUGUAUAAAAGACACCUGUCCACACACUCAAUCAAACAGACUCCAACCUCUCCACAAUGGCCAAGACCAGAGAGCUGUGUAAGGACAUCAGGGAUAAAAUUAUAGACCUGCACAAGGCUGGGAUGGGCUACAGGACAAUAGGCAAGCAGCUUGGUGAGAAGGCAACAACUGUUGGCGCAAUUAUUAGAAAAUAGAAGUUCAAGAUGACGGUCAAUCACCCUCGGUCUGGGGCUCCAUGCAAGAUCUCACCUUGUGGGGCAUCAAUGAUCAUGAGGAAGGUGAGGGAUCAGCCCAGAACUACACGGCAGGACCUGGUCAAUGACCUGAAGAGAGCUGGGACCACAGUCUCAAAGAAAACCAUUAGUAACACACUUCGCCGUCAUGGAUUAAAAUCCUGCAGCGCACGCAAGGUCCCCCUGCUCAUGCCAGCGCAUGUCCAGGCCCGUCUGAAGUUUGCCAAUGACCAUCUGGAUGAUCCAGAGGAGGAAUGGGAGAAGGUCAUGUUGUCUGAUGAGACAAAAAUAGAGCUUUUUGGUCAACUCCACUCACCGUGUUUGGAGGAAGAAUAAGGAUGAGUACAACCCCAAGAACACCAUCCCAACCGUGAAGCAUGGAGGUGGAAACAUCAUUCUUUGGGAAUGCUUUUCUGCAAAGGGGACAGGACGACUGCACCGUAUUGAGGGGAGGAUGGAUGGGGCCAUGUAUCGCGAGAUCUUGGCCAACAACCUCCUUCCCUCAGUAAGAGCAUUGAAGAUGGGUCGUGGCUGGGUCUUCCAGCAUGACAACGACCCGAAACACACAGCCAGGGCAACUAUGGAGUGGCUCCGUAAGAAGCAUCUCAAGCUCCUGGAGUGGCCUAGCCAGUCUCCAGACCUGAACCCAAUAGAAAAUCUUUGGAGGGAGCUGAAAGUCUGUAUUGCCCAGCGACAGCCCCGAAACCUGAAGGAUCUGGAGAAGGUCUGUAUGGAGGAGUGGGCCAAAAUCCCUGCUGCAGUGUGUGCAACCUGGUCAAGACCCUACAGGAAACGAAUGAUCUCUGUAAUUGCAAACAAAGGUUUCUGUACCAAAUAUUAAGUUCUGCUUUUCUGAUGUAUCAAAUACUUAUGUCAUGCAAAUUAAUUACUUAAAAUUCAUACAAUGUGAUUUUCUGGAUUUUUGUUUUAGAUUCCGUCUCUCACAGUUGAAGUGUACCUAUGAUAAAAUUACAGACCUCUACAUGCUUUGAAAGUAGGAAAACCUGCAAAAUCGGCAGUAUAUCAAAUACUUGUUCUCCCACUGUGUGUGUUGUGUGGUUUGUUGUGUUGGUAUUUAGUCAGCCACCAAUUGUGCAAGUUCUCCCACUUAAAAAGAUGAGAGAGGCCUGUAAUUUUCAUCAUAGGUACACGUCAACUAUGACAGACAAAUUGAGGAAAAAAAAUCCUGAAAAUGUCAUUGUAGGAUUUUUUAUGAAUUUAUUUGCAAAUUAUGGUGGAAAAUAAGUAUUUGGUCACCUACAAACAAGCAAGAUUUCUGGCUCUCACAGACCUGUAACAACUUCUUUAAGAGGCUCCUCUGUCCUCCACUCGUUACCUGUAUUAAUGGCACCUGUUUGAACUUGUUAUCGGUAUAAAAGACACCUGUCCACAACCUCAAACAGUCACACUCCAAACUCCACUAUGCCCAAGACCAAAGAGCUGUCAAAGGACACCAGAAACAAAAUUGUAGACCUGCACCAGGCUGGAAAGACUGAAUCUGCAAUAGGUAAGCAGCUUGGUUUGAAGAAAUCAACUGUGGGAACAAUUAUUAGGAAAUGGAAGACAUACAAGACCACUGAUAAUCUCCCUCGAUCUGGGGCUCCACGCAAGAUCUCACCCCGUGGGGUCAAAAUGAUCACAAGAACGGUGAGCAAAAAUCCCAGAACCACACGGGGGGACCUUGUGAAUGACCUGCAGAGAGCUGGGACCAAAGUAACAAAGCCUACCAUCAGUAACACACUACGCCGCCAGGGACUCAAAUCCUGCAGUACAAGACGUGUCCCCCUGCUUAAGCCAGUACAUGUCCAGGCCCGUCUGAAGUUUGCUAGAGUGCAUUUGGAUGAUCCAGAAGAGGAUUGGGAGAAUGUCAUAUGGUCAGAUGAAACCAAAAUAUAACUUUUUGGUAAAAACUCAACUCGUCAUGUUUGGAGGACAAAGAAUGCUUAGUUGCAUCCAAAGAACACCAUACCUACUGUGAAGCACGGGGGUGGAAACAUCAUGCUUUGGGGCUGUUUUUCUGCAAAGGGACCAGGACGACUGAUCCGUGUAAAGGAAAGAAUGAAUGGGGCCAUGUAUCGUGAGAUUUUGAGUGAAAACCUCCUUCCAUCAGCAAGGGCAUUGAAGAUGAAACAUGGCUGGGUCUUUCAGCAUGACAAUGAUCCCAAACACACCGCCCGGGCAACGAAGGAGUGGCUUCGUAAGAAGCAUUUCAAGGUCCUGGAGUGGCCUAGCCAGUCUCCAGAUCUCAACCCCAUAGAAAAUCUUUGGAGGGAGUUGAAAGUCCGUGUUGCCCAGCGACAGCCCCAAAACAUCACUGCUCUAGAGGAGAUCUGCAUGGAGGAAUGGGCCAAAAUACCAGCAACAGUGUGUGAAAACCUUGUGAAGACUUACAGAAAACGUUUGACCUGUGUCAUUGCCAACAAAGGGUAUAUAACAAAGUAUUGAGAAACUUUUGUUAUUGACCAAAUACUUAUUUUCCACCAUAAUUUGCAAAUAAAUUCAUUAAAAUCCUAUAAUGUGAUUUUCUGGAGAAAAAAAAAUCUCAUUUUGUCUGUCUUAGAUGACGUGUACCUAUGAUGAAAAUUACAGGCUGCUCUCAUCUUUUAAGUGGGAGAACUUGCACAAUUGGUGGCUGACUAAAUACUUUUUUCCCCCACUGUGUGUGUGUGUAUAUAUAUAUUAUAUAUAUAUAUAUAUAUAUAUAUAUAUAUAUAUAUAUAUAUAUAUACACAGUGCUAUGAAAAAGUAUUUGCCCCCUUUCUAUUUUUCUCUACUUUUGCAUAUUUGUGAUACUGAAUGUUAUCUGAUAUUCAACCAAAACCUAAUAUUAGAUAAAGGGAACAUAAGUGAACAAAUAACACAACAAUUACAUAUUUAUUUCAUAAACAAAGUUAUGCAACACCCAAUUCCCCUGUGUGAAAAAGUAAUUUCCCCCUUACACUCAAUAACUGGUUGUGCCACCUUUAGCUGCAAUGAUUCCAACCAAAUGCUUCCUGUAGUUGUUAAUCAGUCUCUCACGUCGCUGUGGAGGAAUUUUGGCCCACUCUUCCAUGCAGAACUGCUUUAACUCAGUUACGUGUGGGUUUUCAAGCAUGAACUGCUCGUUUCAAGUCCUGCCACAACAUCUCAAUUGGGAUUAGGUCUCGACUUUGACUAGGCCAUUCCAAAACUUCCAAUUUGUUGCUUUUUAGCAAUUUUCAUGUAGACUUGAUUGUGUGUUUUGGAUCAUUCCACAGUAAGAACAUCAUACCAAAGGUCAAGCAUGGUGGUGGUGGUGUGAUGGUUUGGAGGUGCUUUGCUGCCUCAGGACCUGGACGACUUGCCUUAAUAGAAGGAACCAUGAUUUCUGCUCUGUAUCAGAGAAUUCUACAGGAGAAUGUCAGACCAUCCGUCUGUGAGCUGAAGCUGAAGCGCAGCUGGGUCAUGCAGCAAGACAAUGAUCCAAAACACACAAUCAAGUCUACAUGAGAAUUGCCAAAAAGCAACAAAUUAGAAGUUUUGGAAUGGCCUAGUCAAAGUCCAGACCUAAUCCCAAUUGAGAUGUUGUGGCAGGACUUGAAACGAGCAACUAUGAAAUAACACAUAUGGAAUCAAGUAGUAUCCAAAAAAGUGUUAAAGAAAUCAAAAUAUAUUUUAUAUUUGAGAUUCUUCAAAUAGCCACCCUUUGCCUUGAUGACAGCUUUGCAAACUCUUGGCAUUCUAUCAACCAGCUUCACCUGGAAUGCUUUUCCAACAGUCUUGAAGGAGUUCCCACAUAUGCUGAGCACUUGUUUGCUGCUUUUCCUUCGCUCUGCUGUCCGACUAAUCCCAAACCAUCUCAAUUGGGUUGAGGUCGGGGGGUUGUGGAGGCCAGGUCUUCUGAUUCAGCACUCCAUCACUCUCCUUCUUGGUCAAAUAGCCCUUACACAGCCUGGAGGUGUGUUGGGUCAUUGUCCUGUUGAAAAACAAAUGAUAGUCCCACUAAGCCCAAACCAGAUGGGAUGGUGUAUCGCUGCAGAAUGCUGUGGUAGCCAUGCUGGUUAAGUGUGCCUUGAAUUCUAAAUAAAUCACUGACAGUGUCACCAGCCAAGCACCCCCACACCAUAACACCUCCUCCUCCAUACUUUACGGUGGGAACUACACAUGCGGAGAUCAUCCGUUCACCCACACCGCGUCUCACAAAGACACGGCGGUUGGAACCAAAAAUCUAAUGGCCAUUGCUCAUGUUUCUUGGCCCAAACAGGUCUCUUCUUCUUAUUGAUGUCCUUUAGUAGGGGUUUCUUUGCAGCAAUUCGACCAUUCACAUUCACACAGUCCCCUCUGAACAGUUGAUGUUGAGGUGUCUGUUACUUGAACUCUGUGAAGCAUUUAUUUGGGCUGCAAUUUCUGAGGCUGGUAACUCUAAUGAACGUAUCCUCUGCAGCAGAGGUAACUAUGGGUCUUCCAUUCCUGUGGCGGUCCUCAUGAGAGCCAGUUUCAUCAUAGCGCUUGAUGGUUUUUGCGACUGCACUUGAAGAAACUUUCAAAGUUCUUGAAAUGUUCCGUAUGAAUGUCAGUCAAUGUCUUAAAGUAAUGGACUGUUGUUUCUCUUUGCUUAUUUGAGCUGUUCUUCCCAUAAUAUGGACUUGGUCUUUUACCAAAUAGGGCUACCCCCCCCCCCCCCCCCACCUUGUCACAACACAACUGAUUUGCUCAAAGGCAUUAAGAAGGAAAGAGAUUCCACUUUUAAGAAGGCACACCUGUUAAUUGAAAUGCAUUCCAGGUGACUACCUCAUGAAGCUGGUUGAGAGAAUGCCAAGAGUGUGCAAAGUUGUCAUCAAGGCAAAGGGUGGCCAUUUGAAGAAUCUCAAAUAUAAAAUAUAUUUUGAUUUGUUGAACACUUUUUUGGUUAUUACAUGAUUCCAUAUGUGUUAUUUCAUAGUUUUGAUGUCUUCACUAUUAUUCUACAAUGUAGAAAAUAGUCAAAAUAAAGAAAAACCCUUGAAUGAGAAGGUGUGUCCAAACUUUUGACUGGUAGUGUAUAUUUGUUGCAGGUACAUAUUCUGCUGUUCGAUCGCACGUGCAAUGAUGUCAGAGGGGGAAAAAGCAGUGUUCGUUGUUUGCUGUAACUUAUUUGUUGUUAUAUAGCAAACGGUAGUGGCAGUUUCACCACUAAGGAUUCCAGCUUUUAAAGUUGUAAUAUUACACAUUUUCCCACCCACGGAAUAACCCUUCAAGAUGCGCUCCUUAAUCUCACAGGUGCAUAUAGAAUAGCGUUCUAUUUAGGGCUGUGACGGUCAUGGAAUUUUGGAUUACGGUUAUUUGCCAGCCAAUUAAUUUUUCUCUCCUCCUCCACUCCUGGCUGCAUGUACUGCCAUAGAAAUACAAUGAAUAGAACAUGCGUCCCCAUUCAAGUCAAUGAUAAUAAUGGGUUAAUGGUAUAGUGGGUGGACUGGCGGCCAUUGCGAGUGUAAUCAAAAUGGGACCAUCGUGCUCUCCCAGAAGCUUGGGCGGUGCUCAAAACCCGCAAACCCAGACUAACAGAAGGUGUAAUAUGUCCGCACCCAAAAAUAUGUUGCAUAAAGCUUACUUCAUUGUGAGUGUACCCAUAGGCUGGGUUGAAGAUAUAUAUUUUCGACCUAGCCCAUAGGAGCAAAGCAGAAAGUGUACCCAUCAAUAUGUGCUGUGAUUUGUUGAUUCAACUCAACUGACGUUACAAAAAAUACAUUCCAUUGCAUGAGCCACAUCAGUUACCGUAAUUUGAAUGAAAAUGUUACAUUACCAUGGAUAUUAUUUCAUCACAAUACCAGGCAGCCAUUGCGAGUAUACCCAUGAGUUUACCAGUCCAAUUGCCAGGGUUAGCGGUUGCAAGCUCGUUUUAUUCAUUCUAUUUCUGUGUGCUGCUGCUGCAGUGAGGUGGGCGUUGCCUAGGCAACCAAAGUAGUGUUUGCUACAAUACCUUGCUUGUUUCAGCUAGGAGCAACAAAGUGUUACCACAGAAUGUUACCACAGAGUCAACCACAAGAAUGCCUGUCCAUUCGUCUUCUGUCAGCUGUUCGUUCCACAAAAACAAAACAAAAAUGUGAUGACGGUUAUUUUAUUUUCAUGACUGUCUUCAUCCAUAACAGUUGGUUAUACGGUAAUUGUACCAGCCCUAGUUGUACUGUGUUUAGUUUAGCUCUCUAACACCCUUUUGUGUUAUUUCUCCUACGUGUCAGUGAUUCAGAUGAGAAUGGGAACGUUGCUAAAGAAGCCAGCAGUUCGUCUGCAGAAGAGAGCUCUUCUGGUUCCGAAUCUGAGUCCGACGCAGACUCUGACUCAGGCACCGAACACAAGAAGAAAACCAAAUCUAAAGCCAAACCCAAGGUGAGACAACCAACCGUGAGGGCAACCGCUUGCUGGGUGUGUCAGUUUAACAUGGUUAACACCUCAGAAAUAACCCCUAGUGGGGUUUUCCUUUAUCUGCAGUUGAUUGAAUUGAGACCAUGGUCUGACUCUGAACAGAUGAAGUUAUUUUGACCUGUGUCCAAUCAGACUUCUUCUCCACACUGUAAAUAAGACAGUUUGAACCAACCCUCUGUUCGGCAUAGUACAACACUAUAUAAUGUGUUAGUUAGUGUGAACUGUGGGAGAAUCUCAAUUGCAUACUCCUCACGUCCUCUCUCCUCACCUCCUCAAAACCCAUUGGAGGAGAAGGUCUGAGGGGAGGGACCUCUGGCUUUCUCAUCCAAUGGGUUUUGAGAAGGAGAUGAGGAAAGAGGAGCGAGGACGUGAGGAGUACACAAUUAAAAGAUUCUCCCAGUGUCUUUUUAGAGCUAGUGGAGGCAGAUAAAUCAUAUUCUACACAGUGGAAUAUGAUUUGGUCUGCUUCUUUGCAGCAUCGUCUUCCCUAUCUAUCUCACCCCCCUCUUUUCCUUCACUCCUCCUCCCUUCCCUCUCUCUUUCAUUCCCUCUUUCGUUCUCGGCUAUGAAAUUCUCAUUUUGCAUACUUUGCUUCUACGACCUAUGCAUCUCUCCAUAUUUUCUCUCCCUCUUUCGCUCUUCCACUCGCUCUUUCUCUCGCUCACUCCGCCUGCUAACAAGGGUUCCUUCUCUAUUACCGCCACCAAGCGUCAAGAGACAAUCUGAUAAGAUACGCCCUCUAAAUUCAUUAUUUGUUUUCACUAUUACACCUUCUCUCUCUCUCUCUCCCUCUCUCACUCUCUCCGUUAGUGGAUCCCGCAGUAAGCAGAGUGGAAUUGUACGGUUCUUUAUAAGACGUGAACAGGGCCGUGGUUGGUUAGGAGGGCGUGGAGAGCGAGAGAGAGGUCCGUAAUAGUGCUCUUAUGUUUAAUAGCGUUUUUAUUGUUACCCGUUGUAGUGUAGAUCUGGCGAUGCACAUCCUGAUAUUCCGAGUCGCCGUUUGACAAGCCUGGCCUAGUGGUUGGAGGUAGUCGCUAGAGUGUAUCGGGUUGUGACAGGACAUGCCUCAUGGCUGGCCCAUGCAGAUCAGAGACACGCUUCAGAUGUGCAGUGUGUAUAUGCACAGCCGCCUGAGAAAUAGAAUUGAUAUAGAAUUGAAUUUUAUGUACAUAGCAGAUAUGUUUAGGAAUAUCAUGUUACAUUGGAUAGACGCUGUCAGUCAAAUUAGGCAGUGUAGGCUACAUUCCCCCAUAUACAGUACAGACAGACUUUACUUCCAAUAUUCUGCUUGUCAUCUUUUCUGUCUUCCGCUUGUUCUUCUAUCUCUUUCUCUUUCAUCUACACUACUGAUCAAAAGUUUUAGAACACCAUCUCAUUCAAGGGUUUUUCUUUAUUUUUAAUAUUUUCUACAUUGUAGAAUAAUAGUGAAGACAUCAAAACUAUGAAAUUACACAUGGAAUCAUGUAGUAACCAAAAAAGUGUUAAACAAAUCAAAAUAUAUUUUAUAUUUGAGAUUCUUCAAAUAGCCACCCUUAGCCUUGAUGACAGCUUUGCACACUCUUGGCAUUCUCUCAACCAGCUUCACCUGGAAUGCUUUUCCAACAGUCUUGAAGGAGUUCCCACAUAUGCUGAGCACUUGUUGGCUGCUUUUCCUUCAGUCUGCGGUCCAACUCAUCCCAAACCAUCUCAAUUUGGUUGAGGUUGGGGGAUUGUAGAGGCCAGGUCAUCUGAUUCAGCACUCCCUCACUCUCCAUCUUGGUAAAAUAUCCCAUACACAUCCUGGAGGUGUUUUGGAUCAUUGUCCUGUUGAAAAACAAAUGAUAGUCCCACUAAGCCCAAACCAGAUGGGAUGGCGUAUAGCUGCAGAAUGCUGGGGUAGCCAUGCUGGUUAAGUGGGGCGGCAGGUAGCUUAGUGGUUAAGAGCGUUGUGCCAGUAACCAAAAGGUCGCUGGUUCUAAUCCCCGAUGAAAAAUCUGUCGAUGUGCCCUUGAGCAAGGCACUUAACCCUAAUUGCUCCUGUAAGUCGCUCUGGAUAAGAGCGUCUGCUAAAUGACUAAAAUGUAAAAUGUGUGCCUUGAAUUCUAAAUAAAUCACAGACAGUGUCACCAGCAAAGCACCCCCACACCAUAACACCACCUCCUCCAUGCUUUACGGUGGGAACCAAACAUGCAGAGAUCAUCCGUUCACCCACACCGCGUCUCACAAAGACACGGCAGUUGGAACCAAAAAUCUCAAAUUUGGAAUCCAGACCAAAGGACACAUUUCCACCGGUCUAAUGUCCAUUGCUUGUAUUUCUUGGCCCAAGCAUGUCUCUUCUUAUUGUUGGUGUCCUUUAGUAGUUGUUUCUUUGCGGCAAUUCGACCAUGAAGGCCUGAUUCACACAGUCUCUUCUGAACAGUUGAUGUUGAGAUGUCUGUUACUUGAACUCUGUGAAGCAUUUAUUUGGGCUGCAAUUUCUGAGGCUUGUAACUCUAAUGAUCUUAUCCUCUGCAGCAGAGGUAACUCUGGGUCUUCCAUUCCUGUGGCGGUCCUUAUGAGAGCCAGUUUCAUCAUAGCGCUUGAUGGUUUUUUCUCUUUGCUUAUUUGAGCUGUUCUUGCCAUAAUAUGGACUUUUACCAAAUAGGGCUAUCUUCUGUAUACCCCCCCUACCUUGUCACAACACAACUGAUUGGCUCAAACGCAUUAAGAAGGAAAGAAAUCCCACAAAGUAACUUUUAAGAAGGCACACCUGUUAAUUGAAAUGCAUUCCAGGUGACUACCUCAUGAAGCUGGUUGAGAGAAUGCCAAGUGUGUGCAAGGCUGUCAUCAAGGCAAAGGGUGGCUAUUUGUUUAACACUUUUUUACUACAUGAUUCCAUAUGUUAUAUCAUAGUUUUUAUGUCUUCACUAUUAUUCUACAAUGUAGAAAAUAGUACAAAUAAUGGGAAAACCCUUGAAUGAGUAGGUGUUCUAAAAACUUUUGACCGGUAGUGUAUAUCCCUCAUUAAUCUCAGCAUUCAUGUUGAAACAUUUGCUAAAAAAGGUAACGCUAUGUGUAUUUACUAUAAAUAUGUUUCACGAUCUGACAAAGACCUAAGGGUCAAAUAUUAAUUAAUAUUUAUUUUGUUAUUCAGUACAUGUUCCAAGCCGGUAGAUAUCUGUAUGCUCUAGGGACAGUUUGUUUCUCACGAAGGUUUCUGUUGUUCUUUUCCCUAGAUGGAGGUGAAGUCAAAGAAGGUGGUGUCCCUUUUGGAUUUGGAUGACUGUACGUUUUAUGUCCGCAAAACAGCACGUAACUGUGAAAAAUACAUAAACUGUAGUACUGACAAUAUUUCCAGUGGGAAUUAAGCCUAUUUAUGCCUUAAAUGACAUAAUAAAUAUAUACAGUGGGGGAAAAAAAGUAUUUAGUCAGCCACCAAUUGUGCAAGUGUUCCCACUUAAAAAGAUGAGAGAGGCCUGUAAUUUUCAUCAUAGGUACACGUCAGCUAUGACAGACAAAAUGAGGAAAAAAAAAUCCAGAAAAUCACAUUGUAGGAUUUUUAAUGAAUUUAUUUGUAAAUUAUGGUGGAAAAUAAGUAUUUGGUCAAUAACAAAAGUUUGUCAAUACUUUGUUAUAUGUACCCUCUGUUGGCAAUGACACGGGUCAAACGUUUUCUGUAAGUCUUCACAAGGUUUUCACACACUGUUGCUGGUAUUUUGGCCCAUUCCUCCAUGCAGAUCUCCUCUAGAGCAGUGAUGUUUUGGGGCUGUCGCUGGGCAACACGGACUUUCAACUCCCUCCAAAGAUUUUCUAUGGGGUUGAGAUCUGGAGACUGGCUAGGCCACUCCAGGACCUUGAAAUGCUUCUUACGAAGCCACUCCUUCGUUGCCCGGGCGGUCAGUUUGGGAUCAUUGUCAUGCUGAAAGACCCAGCCACGUUUCAUCUUCAAUGCCCUUGCUGAUGGAAGGAGGUUUUCACUCAAAAUCUCACGAUACAUGGCCCCAUUCAUUCUUUCCUUUACACGGAUCAGUCGACCUGGUCCCUUUGCAGAAAAACAGCCCCAAAGCAUGAUGUUUCCACCCCCAUGCUUCACAGUAGGUAUGGUGUUCUUUGGAUGCAACUCAGCAUUCUUUGUCCUCCAAACACGACGAGUUGAGUUUUUACCAAAAAGUUCUAUUUUGGUUUCAUCUGACCAUAUGACAUUCUCCCAAUCCUCUUCUGGAUCAUCCAAAUGCACUCUAGCAAACUUCAGACGGGCCUGGACAUGUACUGGCUUAAGCAGGGGGACACGUCUUGGCACUGCAGGAUUUGAGUCCCUGGCGGCGUAGUGUGUUACUGAUGGUAGGCUUUGUUACUUUAGUCCCAGCUCUCUGCAGGUCAUUCACUAGGUCCCCCCGUGUGGUUCUGGGAUUUUUGCUCUUCGUUCUGGUGAUCAUUUUGACCCCACGGGGUGAGAUCUUGCGUGGAGCCACAGAUCGAGGGAGAUUAUCAGUGGUCUUGUAUGUCUUCCAUUUCCUAAUAAUUGCUCCCACAGUUGAUUUCUUCAAACCAAGCUGCUUACCUAUUGCAGAUUCAGUCUUCCCAGCCUGGUGCAGGUCUACCAUUUUGUUUCUGGUGUCCUUUGACAGCUCUUUGGUCUUGGCCAUAGUGGAGUUUGGAGUGUGACUGUUUGAGGUUGUGGACAGGUGUCUUUUAUACUGAUAACAAGUUCAAACAGGUGCCAUUAAUACAGGUAACGAGUGGAGGACGGAGGAGCCUCUUAAAGAAGAAGUUACAGGUCUGUGAGAGCCAAAAAUCUUGCUUGUUUGUAGGUGACCAAAUACUUAUUUUCCACCAUAAUUUGCAAAGAAAUUCAUUAAAAAUCCUACAAUUUGAUUUUCUGGAUAUUCUUUCCUCAAUUUGUCUGUCAUAGUUGACGUGUACCUAUGAUGAAAAUUACAGGCCUCUCUCAUCUUUUUAAGUGGGAGAACUUGCACAAUUGGUGGCUGACUAAAUACUUUUUUUCCCCACUGUAUAUAUAUAUGUGUGUGUGUGUGUGUGUGUGUGUAUAUAUAUAUACAGUGCCCUCCACUAUUAUUGGCACCCCUGUUUAAGAUGUGGUCGAGGACUUCCAAAAAUUCUCCUUUUUUUUUAAACAACAUAGAACCCAAAUGCAAAAAAAUAGAAAAAUCCAACCUUUUAUUUAAGUACAUUACUUUGGUGGUAAAAAAAAUAAUCACACAUUUAGAAAAAAAUAAACUUGAAAUCAUGUGUCCCACAAUUAUUGGCACCCCUAACAAUUCCGCUGAAAAUUUUAAUUGAUUUUUUAAAAAAUAUAUUUUUCUGUAGUUGCUAAAGUUGGUCAGAGUAUCUAGGAACUUUUAAUUAGUAAUUCAUGACUUCCUGUUUCCCUGGGGUAUAAAUAUGACGUGACACAGAGGCCUAAUUCUCUUACCCAUUUGUCAACAUGGCAAAGACAAGAGAACACACCAUUCAAGUAAGGCAGAUUUGUGUUGACCUUCAUAAGUCAGGCAAUGGCUACAAGAAAAUAGCCACUCGCCUUAACUUGCCCGUAUCUACAGUCAGAGGAAUCAUUAAGAAGUUUAAAACAACUGGAACAGUGACAAACAAGGCUGGAAGAGGUCCCAAGUUUAUCUUGCCACAACACACAGUGAGGAGGAUGGUAAGAGAAGUAAAAAAAAGUCCUAAGCUCACUGUCACAGAAUUGCAUCAAAUAGUGGCAUCUUGGGGUCACAGUCUCCAAAACAACCAUCAGACGCUCUCUACAUGCCAACAAGCUGUUUGGGAGGCAUGCAAGGAAAAAGCCUUUUCUCACUAACACUCACAAACGUAAACGUCUGGAGUUUGCUAAGCGGCACUGGGACUUCAACUGGGAUCGUGUGCUUUGGUCAGAUGAGACUAAGAUUGAGCUUUUUGGCAACAAACACUCUAAGUGGGUCUGGCGUAAAACAAAAGAUGAGUAUGCCGAAAAGCACCUCAUGCCCACCGUGAAGUAUGGUGGAGGAUCUGUGAUGCUGUGGGCCUGUUUCUCUUCCAAAGGCCCUGGGAACCUUGUUAGGGUGCAUGGCAUUAUGAACGCUUUGAACUACCAGGACAUUUUAAAUAAAAACCUGAUGGCCUCUGCCAGAAAGCUGAAGAUGGGUUGUCAUUGGGUCUUUCAGCAGGAUAAUGAUCCAAAACAUGUGGCAAAAUCUACACAAAAAUGGUUCAGCAGUCACAAACUCAAGGUCCUCCCAUGGCCAUCUCAGUCCCCAGACCUCAACCCAAUCGAAAACCUGUGGGGCGAGCUAAAGAGGAGAGUGCAUAAGAGAGGACCCAGGACACUGGAUGAUCUAGAAAGAUUGUGCAAAGAAGAAUGGUCAAAGAUCCCUCUCUCUGUGUUCUCCAAUCUUGUGAAAUGUUAUAGGAGGAGAUUAAGUGCUGUCUUGUUGGCAAAAGGGGGUUGUACAAAGUAUUAACAUCAGGGGUGCCAAUAAUUGUGGGACACAUGAUUUAAAGUUUUUUUUUUUCUAAAUGUGUGAUUUUUUAUUUUUUUACACCAAAGUAAUGUACUUAAAUAAAAGGUUGGAUUUUUCUCUUUUUUUGCAUUUGGGUUCUAUGUUGUUUUAAAUUUUUUUUAGAAUUUUUGGAAGUCCUCGACCACAUCUUAAACAGGGGUGCCAAUAAUUGUGGAGGGCACUGUAUGUGUGUGUGUGUUUGUAUGUGUGUGUGUGUGUGUGUGUGUGUAAUUUAGCGGAUACUUUUAUCCUAAGCGACUUACAGUAAUGCGUGCAUACAUUUUACAUAUGGGUGGUCCCCGGCCUUCUCUGUGUCCUGUAGUCACUCCUACACCAGUGACCCAGCCCAAGUCGUAUGUCCUCUCCCCCAGCCUGCUUGGAGACCUGGAAGGCCUGUCUCUCGCCAACGUCUCCUCCACCAUGCAGGUGAGUGUGUGUACUGUCUGACUGUCUGUGUCAGUUUGUCUAUCCCUCCCUCUGUGUCCACUGGAUCCUGUGUGUCUGGUUGACAGAGCUGAGAGAGAGACAACAUACAGUAGUGUGUCUCUGAAUGAGUUGGUCUCUCCAGUGGCUGAGAUAUCUCCUCGUGAGGUUGGCUACUGACCUUUUCCUCCUCCCUGAACAUAUUUAUAUCUCCUCUCUCCUCUCCUCCUCUCCAUCCCUCCCUCUCAUACAAGUGCACUGCCUGUGCAUUUCUCUGUCUCUCUAUCUGCCCUGUUCAUACAGCCUUCGAUGCCACCCUCCAUCCAUCCCCCUCUCCCAUCUCUCUUUCCACCUCUCCCUCCAUCUCUCUGUCAGUCGUUCCUUCCCUGUUGUCUCUGUACAGUGUGUCUAUGCACGAUGGUUGACCUUUUCCAAGUGUAAUGGCUCUUUCUCUCUUUGGUCUUGAGAUUUCUGUGCGCGUGUUGGCCAUGCACUUGCACUAGUUUAGCUGAGGACCGUGUGUGACCAACCAAUCAAUAUAAGCUAAUCCAUUAGAGAGCCGAUAUGUCCCAAUAACAUCACCGUAACGUCCCAUAUUGUUCCUAUUACAUUCCUUAGCUACAAAAAAGAAGUUCCCUCAGGGAAGAAGUUCCCUUAUGUAUCCAAUCUUUUAGUUAUUUUUGUAGUUUUCUGUCCUCACUCGUCCAGGGCUUUUGUGUCAGUGUGCGCGCGCGCGCGCGUGUGUGUGUGUGUGUGUGUGUGUGUGUGUGAGAGUCUGUUCCUACGCUUUUGAAAGUAAGUAGCAAGAGGGUUGUGAGGUUAUUUACCCCAGUCUAUGAAUCCUGAUGGCCAUCAUGUAUUUAUGCAUAGGAUUGACUCUCAAUCAGAUGCUGAUGUGCAAACAGCACCCUGUUUAAUCUGCAAUUCUAUUCUCUAUUACUGCCCGGCCUUCACCUUUCAGUACACACACCACUCUGCAUACAGACAGGCCUGGGAAGGGCUGUCAAUCUCACACACACUCUCUCUCACACACACACACACACACACACACACACACACACACACACACGCAGUAUCACCCACUCACUCACUCCCUAUCUCUCUCACACACACACAAAUUGACACACACACACACCAUCUCCUUCACACACUUGCCCUGGUGUCAUUUCUAUUUCUCACCAAUCCGCCCGCAGAAGCAGUGAGUGUGUCUCAGCUGAGCGCUUUGGUCCCUUUUAGAGAAUUACUGCAUGGUUAUCAAAGACAUUUACAUUAACCCUGGUCACCGUCUCUGACCUCUCCUCUCCUCUAUCUCCCUCUCUUCUUCUCCCCCCUCUUUUUCCCUUUCUCUCUCCCUCUCUUCCCUUUCUCUCUCUCUCUUUCUCUCUCUUCUCUCUCUCUUUCAUGCUCCCUCUCUCUAAUAACAUUUUGACAUUAAAGGAUCUCUCACAAAUGCAUUUUAAACCACCCCACCCUGCCACACACCCUCCGUCCGCUGUCCAUGUGUAUGGGGGGGUUGGCUAAGGCUGAUAACUUUUCAUUCAUAAUUAGCAUUGGGCGAAUGAGGCUGCGUUGGGGGGAAAUUGAACUGUCAGCAGCAGGGCGCGGGCCGUUUGACCCCAUCACACCCGGAGGGGGCCCAUCAUAAUUUGUUCAUUUGGUGCCCAUCAGGCGGUCCCCUCCUCCCCCGUCUCCCCACUCUGACCUCCCCCGGUGUGGGCGCGCUGGGUUAAGGUCUAAUUAUGAGUCAGCAGUGGGCUGGGAAAGGCAGGAAUAUCGCAGCCCUGCCCUCCACACACCCCUACCUGCCACUCACACACACACACACACACACACACACACACACACACACACACACACACACUGGCUGGGUAUAAAUAGGUUUAAAUGCCCUGUAGGAAAUAGUGCAAUAUGCAAUCGGUUGGUUUUGAUGGGAUGGGAUGUGGCUGGGUGAGUGUGUGAGGGGGUUGUCUGUCUGUGUCUGUCUGUCUGUCUCUGAAUCAAGUCCCUGAUGCAAAGGCUUCAAUUAAACUGAUGCCACCAUAGUAAGAUUUACUGACUGAGUCUUGGUGUACCAUAACUAUCCAUGUUUCUUUGAAAGUAACCAGAUGAAUCACUUAAAACAAAAUCAUAUAUAGUGAUGAAUGGUCCCAGAUGAGCUAACCUCCGUCGAUGUGCUUUGGGCUAACUAACUCCUGUUGGUUUAAUAUGGUUGUAGGUGACAGCAGUGACAUCGAGCUGACUCCUUCUAGUCAAGGUCUUCUGAUAGACUGACUCAAUUAAUUGUCAUCUCCUGACUGACUGAAGGGAACAAUUACAAUCAGAUGCGUCUCUUACACCCGUUUCUCUUUCUGUCUGUCUCUCAUACAAUCUCACAACAUAAUGAAAUCCUCUUUCGGAAGUAACAAGCAGCCAAUGUCACAAAAGCAGAAAUGGAUUUUCAAUACAUCCCCAUACAUCUCCUAACACGCACUCUUUCUCUUAAAUUGGACAUCUUAUGCGUCCACAUGCUCGCCAGACGCCCUGUUACGGUUAGCCCCUUUUGAAUAUGUCAGCGGGAUUUUCAGGUCGUUUUCCAAAGAGGAUGCUGGGAGGGAGUGAGCGUGUCGUCCCGUUGUGUGUGUGUGUGUGUGUGUGUGUGUGUGUCCAGGCUCUGAAGGUGACUGGCGUGUGUGUCAUCCAUCACAGUAGCUUCCUUUAAGUUGAGACAUAAUAGAGCCUCUCAAUCAACUUCCUCUCCCAUUGUCAGCUUCCCCGAAGUCUAGAAGAGACAAGACAAAAAGAGACAUACCCUGUGUGUGUGUGUGUGUGUGUGUGUGUGUGCAUGUGUGCGUGCCACAGUGGAGUCAAGGUUACAUCCCUAGUCUGCUGUUAUUUACACUUUGGGUCUGGAGGAUGCCUCCUGCCUCACAGGCCAACAGUGGCGGAAGACAUGGGGAGGUUGUGUGUGUGUUAAGCCGUCACUGUCCACUGUGUCAAAUUGGUGAUGAUAAGCGGUUUGAAGCCCUGUCCUAUCCUGUCCUCCUUUCCUCCCUGCAUCCCUCCCUCCUCUCAGGGGUGUUAGACAGGACCUUGAGUGCAGAGUGAGGCAGGAUGUGCUUGUCAGGAAGGUAAAUCUGCAUUGUGACGGGGUGGCAGACAUUAUGGCCAGCUUUAUCGACAACGACUGCUCUGACACGGACAAACGUGGCCCGAUAAAUGUCCCUCGUUGGCGUGACGGGCGAGUGUGAGGGUGCCGCGCUACGACAGCACGCCGGCAAAUGUUUGUAUGACCCCCUUCCUGUCUGUGUGUCCAGGAUGUCUGGGGGUACGCGUCACAAAACGUCACGUCUAGGCUGACCAUAGGAGGUUUGAGAUCACCUCCUCUUCUCUGUGUCGUUGUAUGAAGAUAACCUCCUCUUCUUCUGUAUAAAGAAAAACCUUUGACUGUGAUUAGCCAGCCAGUUCCUGUUUACUAACUAAACAGUGUCAUUGAACGCUGAAUCAGUUAGGGGCCCAGGGCAGUAACACACAAGAGAUGGCACUUUGACUUCCAUCUCCUCAGCCCCCUGUUGUAUUUCAAACUGAUUCUCCACACUCACACACCAUGACAGUCCUGAGAAUGCCUCACACACAUCUCUUCUUCUCUCCCCCACUCCCUUCUCCUAUUGUCUGAUCUGGAACAGACUGGCAAUCCGUCCACCCACCUCCAUCUCCUGUCAAACAACGCGUUUCUGACACCUCUCAAAACCCUGUGUGUGUGUUCCCAUUUCAGAAAUGAGGAGUUAUAUUCGCCCCCUCAUUUCACUCUCACCGUUUCACACAUUUGUUUGCUUGGACCCGUUUUAUCUUGCUUGUUGUCGUUGAGUUUUUUGACAUUGCGUUGUGAGAUUUCGCACACCUCUUUCUAUUGUUCCCCCCUCUAUCCCUUCCCCUCACUCUGUCCAUCUCGCCGCUUGUCGAGGUUAACACAUAGCACCAGCAGCCGCAGGUGUAACGGAGGGAUUCAUGAAGUGUUAACUACUCGUUUUAGCGUUCUCACACUUUACUCUCAUUAACACGUUGAUAUCCAUGUGUCUGUCUGACAGAGGCAGGGAGGUGCGUGUUAAGCUGGUAGAGUUAUGGGCAUUAUAUAGCCAAGUUAGUAAAUAGGCAAUAUGUAGCCAUGAUAGUCCUGAAAUUUCAAUAGAAAAGGAGAGCCGCUCUAGGAGCUCAGAUGCAAUAAUUUUAUAACCAACGUUUCGACACCCAAGCUGUCUUCAUCAGAGUAUAAAGAUGGCUUGGCUGUCGAAACGUUGGUUAUUAAAUGAUUGCAUCUGAGCUCCUAGAGUGUGUGGCUCUCCUUUUCUUUUCCAAGUGUUCUACUCCGCUAGCCAGCACCUCGCCUAAACAGAUGUGCGUUUCUUUCGCCUCCAGUGCUGAUAUUUAGACAGUUCUGUCUAUACUGCAUGGCUGGGCUCAGUGUCAACAGGGCAGCCUUUUACUGUUAAUGAGGAUUGAGCCAAUAAGCAGGGUCACAUUUUUAUGAGUUUAUUCUCCUAUUCACACAUGAAUGUGACAUGAAUGGUUACACAUCAAUGUUACAAAAUGCUACUUUUCAAUCCUCAUUAAAAGUAGCAUUUUGAUUUUGUAACCGUUUUUGAUGGGGAUAUUGCAAUGGUGGGUCGUUUUGUGCCUAUGCAAAGUGUUACGAAACCACCUAGCCAACUUAGGUUUAUUUGUUUUUGCAUGUAGCCUAAUUGUUGUUGCAUCAGUCUUUGUCUGUAAAGUAGAUGCCUUGUACCAGUAUACAUAGGCCUAGAUACAAGCAAAUGUAUAGUGCUACUGUAGGGUUGAUCCUCUUCAGUCGAGAGGAGGCCAUUGCCACUGUCAAAUGGAUGAGUGGAGAGAGAGCAGAGUCAAGCCGGUUUAGCCGAAUAAGAACAGACCAAAAAAAGAAUGAGAAGGACCAUGCUAAUGUAGGGAGUGGGAAAAUAAAGAACAAGAAAACACUCUGCUUAAACCCAAGAACGUGUCAGUACGUUUCUCCUCCUGGCAUGGUGUUUUGUCCUGCCUUUCUGUGCUAUGGUAAUUACAUUUUCUGCUGGUGAAAAGGUAAAAGCUCUGUUAAUAGAGAGCUGAAUGGCAGGCCCAGAGCAGGCCUCUAGUGUUGCCAUUCAUUAAGCCUGAGCAGUCCUUCAGCCUGCCAUCAGACCCACUCACUACUAGUCUGACUGGUUGGGGACGUAGGACGAAUAAUACAAAUAAUAAUACAUUGGGUUUAUAUGGGGCUUUUCUAGAACAUUGAAAUGGGCCCUUUUCAAGGGAGAAUGGUUGUGUUUUAAUGAACAGAGCUAGGCUUAAGUUGUCAACAAACCCUCAGUUGUUCUGCAGUCGAAACAAAGUAGAAUAGCCUAACCACUGAUUGUAGAUGGUAAAUAAAUAUUGAAUGAGGUAUGCUGGGCCUACGCUAUCAAAGCUAUCAACCAACAAAUGAAAAGAGUAACUAAGUAUUUGUACGUGUGGGUCAUGUGGGUUUGCUUACCUUACAAAGACCAUGUCGGUCAAAACGUUAUCAACCAACCUUCAGCUUUUUUAGAUCAUACCUUUCAUACUUUCGCCUGUCCUCUCUAUCUGUGGUCCAGGUGAGCGGUUACACGAUUUUGUCCCAAAGAAGUGCCUCUGUCUCGCUCUCUCUGUCUGUCUCUGUAUACUCACCCCUGUCCUCUUUCCUGUGUCACCCUCCUCCAGGUGAGCGGUCCAGCGUUUGUCCCAGAGAAGAGCCAUGACCUGCUGCAUCGUAUGACAGGUAAAGGUCUGUCAGCCCAGUACCAGUUCCCCAGACAGCCUUGUCUCUACCAGCCCACCAUGGUCUCAGUCCAGAUCAGCCUGACCAACACCUCAGACCACCCUCUGGAACAGAUCCACAUCGGAGACAGGAGCCCCACAGGACUCAACAUAUACUGCUUCAAUACUAUAGGUGAGUUAGAUAAUACACUGCUUCAAUACUAUAGGUGAGUUAGAUAAUACACUGCUUCAAUACUAUAGGUGAGUUAGAUAAUACACUGCUUCAAUACUAUAGGUGAGUUAGAUAAUACACUGCUUCAAUACUAUAGGUGAGUUAGAUAACAUAAUACACUGCUUCAAUACUAUAGAGUGCAUUCGAAAAGAAUUCAGACCCCUUGACUUUUUACACAUUUUGUUACGUUACAGCCUUAUUCUAAAAUGGAUUAAAUUAUAUUUUUUCCCUCAUCAAUCUACACACAAUAUCCCAUAAUGACAAAGCAAAAAUUUAGCUAAUUUAUUAAAUAAGAAAAACUGAAAUAUCGCAUUUACAUAAGUAUUCAGACCCUUUACUUAGUACUUUGUUGACGCACCUUUGGCAGGAAUUACAGCCUUGAGUCUUCUUUGGUAUGACGCUACAAGUUUGGUACACCUGUAUUUGGGGAGUUUCUCCCAUUCUUCUCUGCAGAUCCUGUCAAUCUCUGUCAGGUUGGAUGGGGAGCGUCGCUGCACAGCUAUUUUCAGGUCUCUCCAGAGAUGUUCGAUCGGGUUCAAGUCCGGGCUCUGGCUGGGCCACUCAAGGACAUUCAGAGACUUGUCCCGAAGCUACUCCUGUGUUGUCUUGGCUGUGUGCUUAGGGUCGUUGUCCUGUUGGAAGGUGAAUCUUCACCCCUGUUUGAGGUCUUGAGCUCUCUGGAGCAGGUUUUCAUCGAUCUCUCUGUACUUUGCUCCAUUCAUCUUUCCCUCAAUCCUGACGAGUCUCCCAGUCCCUGCCGCUGAAAAACAUCCCCACAGCAUGACGCUUCCACCACCAUGCUUCACCGUAGGGAUGGUGCCAGGUUUCCUCCAGACGUGACGCUUGGCAUUCAGGCCAAAGAGUUCAAUCUGGGUUUCAUCAGACCAGAGAAUCUUGUUUCUCAUGGUCUGAGAAUCUUUAGGUGCCUUUUGGCAAACUCCAAGCGGGCUUUCAUGUGUCUUUUACUGAGGAGUGGCUUCCGUCUGGUCACUCUACCAUAAAGGCCUGAUUGGUGGAGUGCUGCAGAGAUGGUUGUCCUUCUGGAAGGUUCUCCCAUCUCUAGAGCUCUGUCAGAGUGACCAUCGGGUUCUUGGUCACCUCCCUGACCAAGGCCCUUCUCCCCUGAUUGCUCUGUUUGGCCGGGCGGCCAGCUCUAGGAAGAGUCUUGGUGGUUCCAAACUUCUUCCAUUUAAGAAUGAUGGAGGCCACUGUGUUCUUGGGGACCUUCAAUGCUGCAGAAAUGUUUGGGUAAUUCACUGCUUCAAUACUAUAGGUGGGUUAGAUACACUACAUGACCAGAGGUAUGUGGACACCUGCUCGUGGAACAUCUCAUUCCAAAAUCAUGGGCAUUAAUAUGGAGUUGGUCCACCCUUUUGCUGCUAUAACAGCCUCCACUCCUCUGGGAAGGCUUUCCUCUAGAUGUUGGAACAUUGCUGCGGGGACUUGCUUCCAUUCAGCCACAAGAGCAUUAGUGAGGUCGGGCACUGAUUUUGGGCCAUUACGCCUGGCUCACAGUCGGCGUUCCAAUUCAUCCCAAAGGUGUUAGAUGGUGUUGAGGUCAAAGCUCUGUGCAUGUCAGUCAAGUUCUUCCACACCGAUCUCGACAAACCAUUUCUGUAUGGACCUCGCUUUGUUUACGGGGGCAUUGUCAUGCCGAAACAGGAAAGGGCCUUCCCUAAACUGUUGCCACAAAGUUGGAAGCACAGAAUUGUCUAGAAUGUCAUUGUAUGCUGUAGCAUUAAGAUUUCCCUUCACUGGAACUAUGGGGCCUAGCCCAAACUGUGAAAAACAGCCCCAGACCAUUAUUCCUCCUCCACCAAACUUUACAGUUGGCACUAUGCACUUGGGAAGAUAGGGUUCUCCUGGUAUCCGCCAAACCCAGAUUUGUCUGUCAGGACUGCCAGAUGGUGAAGCGUAAUUCAUCACUCCAGAGAACGCAUUUCCACUGCUCCAGAGUCCAAUGGCGGCGAGCUUUACAUCACACCAGCCGACGCUAGGCAUUGUGCGUGGUGAUCUUAGGCUGCUCGGCCAUGGAAACCCAUUUACAUGAAGCCCCCGACUAAACAGUUCUUGUGCUGACGUUGCUUCCAGAGGCAGUUUGGAACUCGGUAGUGAGUGUUGCAACCGAGGACAGACGAUUUUAAUGCGCUAUGCGCGUCAGCACUCAGCGGUCCCGUUCUGUGAGCUUGUGUGGCCUACCACUUCGCAGCUGAGCCGUUGUUGCUCCUAGACAUUUCCACUUCACAAUAACAACUCUUACAGUUGACUGGGGCAGCUCUAGCAGGGCAGAAAUUUGACUAACUGACUUGUUGAAGUGGUUGCAUCCUAUGACGGUGCCACGUUGAAAGUCACUGAGCUCUUCAGUAAGUCCAUUUUACUGCCAAUGUUUGUCUAUGGAGAUUGCAUGGCUGUGUGCUCGAUUUUAUACACCUGUCAGCAACAGGUGUGGCUGAAAUAGCCGAAUCCACUAAUUUGAAGGGGUGUCCACAUACUUUUGUGUAUAUAGUGUGUCUUCAUUCAUAACACAUACACAUACAUAUCCCUCUGAGGCCAGACAUGAAAGAAAAGCAAAAGAAGAGAAAAAAAAACAAGAUGAAAAGGAGUGCGCUCAAGCGCGUUAAAAGCAUCAAUUGGCUGUGGAUUGAUUGGGCAUUGAAGGAACUCGGGCAGCCAAACACUGGGUAAUUUGGAUCGAUUGAGCUUAGAGUGUGGGGGUGUGUGUGAGAGUAGAGUUGGUUUUCAUAUUGAGCAGGAGAAAGUGAAUGCGGACGGAAUACCUUACUUUACCCCACAGUGUAUUUAACCUCGUAAAGAAAUGUUAGACUAGCACGUGGCUAUUCCUACAGCAGCAUAGCCCACAAUGUCUUUCAACAUAUCGGUCUCUUCUAUAUGUCAGCAUCUACUGUAGUAAAGUCCACUUUUCUCUUAAAACUGAAAUGGAGAGGGGGAGGAGGAGGAGAGAAAGAAAGAGUGCGAUGAAGUGAGAGAAAUGUGAAAAGGGAAGAGAGAGACAGAGAAAGAGGGGUGAUUGAGGCAUAGAAAGCAGUGGAGAGAAAGAGAGUGUAUGAUGGCUCUGUUUCCAGUGUCUGUCCUCUGGUGUCCAGGGUCCUUUCUUCUCUCCUCUGUGUGAGACAGAGUUCCGCUCCACAGAGAGACAGAGAAACACAGGGUUGCUCAGGAGACCGUGGAGGAUCCUUCUGUCUGUCUGUCUGUCUUUCGGCCUAUCGCUCCCUCUUUCGUCCUCAUCCUUCUUACUUUCACUCUCACCUCGAUCUCACAGAUCUCUCUCUGCUUCAUGUCUUUCUCUCUUCUCUCUCAUCCCCCAAUGUCUUUUCCUCCUUUAUACAUAUCCAUCUCCCCCCUCUUUUACUAUUUCUCUCUCUCUCCUUCUUCUCUUUAGACCCUGACAUUCUCUUUGACAACCCUGUUGUUUUGGAAAAUGUUUCUGUCUUUCGUCUCGUUGUGGAGGAUGAGAUUGAAAGAUGGAUUUCUCACACGCGUUGGCCUUGCUUUGUGAAGUAGAAAACACAAGUGGUGUCUGUAUGCCUGUCUGUUCCACUCUAAUGACCUCCCCAUGUCCCUCUUCUUCCUCUGCCCGUGUCACUCACUCCUCUCUUUUCAUUCUUCUCUCUGUUCCCAGAGUGUCUGCAGCCAGAGGCCUCGGUGACUGUGUCUUUGGGCAUCGACUUCAACGACUCAACACAAGCAGCCAACUUCCAGCUGUGGUAAGAUACUCUGACGUCUAGUCUAGCUCUCCUCUCCUCUCCUCUCCUCUCCUCUCCUCUCCUCUCCUCUCCUCUGCUCGCUGAUCAGAAAACCUGUUUGGGAGAGAGCUAAUUAAUCUUUCCCAAAAUGCAAUCACCCAGUGUGUUUUGCAUGACAAUCAGAAUAGAGAUGGAGAAAACGUCAAACACACACAUUACACACGCAGCUGUACACACACACACACCACUCAUUUCAAAGAGGGGCUUGUUGAUCUGUUGUCCUGUUUAUCCAUCAGUACGAAGGAGGACCAGUUCAGUGUGUCCAUCCAGCCUGCCGUAGGAGAACUCUUCCUACCCAUCACGAUGACCGAACAGGACUUCCGCAAGGAGCAAGGUAAGUUAUUAUACACCGUUAACUACAAAGAAAAUCAUAAUCAUUAUCUUGCACAAUCAGACAAAACAUUAGCUACAUUAUCAUCACCAUGACCGAUCACUGGUGUUUAGCAUUAGUCACUGUGAAAGACGUGCUGUAGUCAAAGCAGUAACAAAUGCAGUUUGUAGGUAAUGACUUCAUAAGUGGGGCCAAUAAUUACUGGCCUGCUUUCUAUGGAGGCUUUCUAUGAAUUUAAUAAUAAAGAAACAUUCAACUUUGAUUCGCCUCCCUGAGUGAUUGAAUAUAUUUUACACACACACACACACACACAGAGAGCGAGAGACACACACACACACACACACACACACCUCCCACUCCUGUGUAUAUAAGAGGCAUUGAGAGAAUUCAGUAUGUAGGCUACCACUCUUCUCUAAGUGCCUGCUAAAUGCCUUCCUCGUCUUGUUAAUUCAUUAAUGAACCUUCAUUCACUAUAGUCCUAUUCUGAGCUCUCCUCCUCAUAGCAAUCCGAGAGAAGAGGAUAGGAGACCGAACGGCUAGAUUUAACCCGCCCCUCUCUUUUAAAGAUGAUUUAAACCAAACCACUUUACUUCUCUUCAGGUGGUUUUUAGAAACAUGUUUGUUGUUACUUUGACCUGAAUGGAGUAUUUUCCCCUUGGCUAACUUGUGCCCCCUCCACCCCACCCCACUCACUCUAAACUCCCCCCCUCCCCCAGUCCUCAUUAAAUGCUCUUUCUGGAGUGUUGGGAGCUAUUGUGUUGUCCAAAAACGCACUUUCUUUCUUCGUCUUAUUCACAGUCAAGCUCUCAAGCACUAUGUUCAUUUCCUGUCGUUUGUCAGAAUCAGAAGACUGGCUGUGUGUCACUGUUUGUGGAGUACAGUGAACAGUUAGUUUGUGAGGAUUCUUCUCCAGCGCACCUGCAACGCAAUCUCUAGAUGUGAUGUGAGUGCAUAAUUUCACUUGUUUCUGUUUCUCACCCAAUCAGGUAAACUGCUGGGCAUGAACGAGAGCUCGGCAACCAUCACCAUGGCAGCAGAGAACACGACCAGCCAACCAAUCAGCAGACAGGUGGCAACCGUGGCCAACCUGGGAGUGGUUCCAUCCGGUCAAGACAACCUCCACAGGUGAGAUGUGUGUCUGUGCGUGUGUCUGCAUGUGAAGGCUUGCUGUGUAAUUGGUGUACACAGGGUGUGCUAAUGAGCUUCCUCCUCCGUCACGCACACCCACACA
Molecule: messenger RNA, 58920 nt
Organism: Coregonus sp. 'balchen'
Lineage: Eukaryota; Metazoa; Chordata; Actinopteri; Salmoniformes; Salmonidae
Source: the annotation of a GenBank genome assembly